Messenger RNA from Oryctolagus cuniculus (rabbit), 48621 nucleotides. The record is from RefSeq and is a predicted model, not a curated record. Lineage: Eukaryota; Metazoa; Chordata; Mammalia; Lagomorpha; Leporidae.
ACUGUCUUCUGAAGAUUGAUGUCUAUUUCCUUGAGCUCUUUAAUUUUAUUGCCAAUUUGGAUAAACGUGGCACAAAUGCAGCAGGGAGGUCCAGAUGAAAAAGAAAAGACCACAGCACUGAAAGCUUUCUGCUAUGGCCUGGGAAAGCGGUAGAAGAAGACCCAAGCUUGGGCCUCUGCAUCUGCAUGGGAGACCCAGAAGAAGCUCCUGGCUCCUGGCUUCGGGUUGACUCAGCUCCAGCUGUUGCAGCCAUUUGGGGAGUGAACCAGCGGAUGGAAGACCUUUCUCUCUGUCUUUCCCUCUCACUGGCUGUAAUUCUACCUCUCAAAUAAAUAAAUAUGUCUUUAAAAAUAAAUGAAUAAAUAAAUGAGUUGAUUUAUUGUCUAGGAUAGAUUUGGAUGAACUAAUGAAAAAAGAUGAACCACCUCUUGAUUUUCCUGAUACCCUGGAAGGAUUUGAAUAUGCUUUUAAUGAAAAGGGGCAGUUAAGACACAUAAAAACUGGGGAACCAUUUGUUUUUAACUACCGGGAAGAUUUGCACAGAUGGAACCAGAAAAGAUAUGAAGCUCUAGGAGAGAUCAUCACGAAGUAUGUAUAUGAGCUCCUGGAAAAGGAUUGUAAUUUGAAAAAAAUCUCUAUUCCAGUAGAUGCUACUGAGAAUGAACCAAAGAGUUUCAUCUUCAUGAGCGAAGAUGCUUUGACAAAUCCACAGAAAUUGAUGGUUUUAAUUCAUGGGAGUGGUGUUGUCAGGGCGGGUCAGUGGGCUAGACGACUUAUUAUAAAUGAAGAUCUGGACAGUGGCACGCAGAUACCUUUUAUUAAAAGAGCUAUGGAUGAAGGCUAUGGAGUGAUAGUACUGAAUCCCAACGAAAACUAUAUUGAAGUAGAAAAGCCCAAGACUCACGUACAGUCAUCUUCAGAUAGCUCAGAUGAACCUGCAGAAAAACGGGAAAGAAAAGAUAAAGUCUCUAAAGAGACAAAGAAGCGGCGUGAUUUCUAUGAGAAGUAUCGUAACCCCCAAAGAGAAAAAGAAAUGAUGCAACUGUAUAUCAGAGAAAAUGGUUCUCCGGAAGAACAUGCCAUCUACGUUUGGGACCAUUUCAUAGCCCAGUCUGCAGCUGAGAAUGUAUUUUUUGUUGCUCACAGCUAUGGAGGACUUGCCUUUGUUGAACUGAUGAUUCAACGAGAAGCAGAUGUGAAAAGCAAGGUAACUGCAGUGGCAUUGACAGACUCUGUUCACAAUGUGUGGCAUCAAGAAGCUGGCAAAACCGUUCGAGAAUGGAUGAGAGAGAACUGUUGUAACUGGGUCUCUAGCUCAGAACCAUUGGAUACCUCAGUGGAGUCCAUGCUGCCAGACUGCCCCAGAGUUUCUGCAGCACAUUUUCAUCCCUCCAAAAAGAACUCUCUACCCAUUAAGCAGGCAGUCUCCAUUCCUCCUUCACCUGGCCAGCCCCUGGGCGCUUCGUGUUUCUGUGCAUUUGCUAAUCUGGACAUUUCAUAUGAAUGGAAUCAUACAACGUGCAGUUUCUUGUGACUGGCUUCUUUCAUUUAGCAUAAUGUUCUUGAGAUUCAUCCAUGUUAUGGUAUGUAUCAAUUCUUCAUUACUUCCUAUUGCUAGAUAAUAUUAUGUUGUAUGAAUAUUCCACCUUUUGUUUGUCCAUUCAUCUGUUGAAAGGCAUUUGGGUUGUUUUCACUGUUGGGCAAUUAAGAAUUGUGCUGCUGUGAACAUUGAUGUUCGAGCUUUGGUUGACCAUUUGUUUUAACUUCUGUUGGUCACAUAGCUAGGAGUAGAAUUGCUGUUCAUAAAGUAAUUGUAUGUCUGUCUUUUUUGGUGAUCACCAAACUUUUUAAUGUAAGGUAUUAAGGCUAGUUUAAGGGGUAAAUGAGCUUAUAAGCUGAAAAUUCCAAACCCUCCACCCCACCCCCAUCUAACAUUUAGCAAAUAAUCUCAGCUAAAAAGUUAUCUGAGUUCAGUUCUCUCUUCUGAUUUUCCUGAGUGUUUUUCUACAGAGUUUUCAUUGGAAGGCUUUCAUUCUGUUUCCUGACCAACACUUGCCUAAUUGUAAUUUCAGGUUGGGUGUUACGCUAGAGGUUAAGGUGCCCAUGUGCAAUGUAGGAAUGCCUUCCUGUGGGGCCUAGCUCCAGCUGCUGUCUCUGGCUUUCUGCUGAUGCAGACCCCGGGAGGCAGCAGUGGUGUCGUGUAGUGGUUCCUGCCACCCACAAUGAAGACCUGGAUUGAGUUCCUGGCUUCUGGCUGCAGCCCUAGUCCAGCCCCAGCUGCUGUGGGCAUUUGGGGAAUAAAGCUGCGAAUGGGAGCGCUGCCUCUCUGCCUUUCAAAUAAAUAAAUAACUUGUUUUUUUAAAGUAUGAGUUUAUUUUGGUGCAAAAACAUUUUUUUCAUGACAUGGAAGAUGUAUAUAAUAAAAAUAUAUGCUUAAAAAUUUUUACACAAGAAUAAGCUUAUAUUUUUAAUUCCAUUUUCCACAAACUUUUUAAAGUACCCUCAUAUGCAUGUUUAUGUGUGUCUACAUAUGUAUGAACAUAUAUAAACACUCACACGGAGACACACAUUCGUUUUCCAACUUUUUGUCUUCAGUUGAAGAAGACAAAUGCUUUACCCUACAAUUUAGAAACAUAAUAUCAGGAAAUUUCAGACUUUCAUGUGAUGUGCCUUAAAAUAGUUAUAAAUUAGGGAGGUGUCUUCCAAGUUUUCAAUAACUAUGUUUUAAAUUUGCUCGUGUGUCCCUGAAAAAAGAUCAACAAAUCUCCAUUAGAAUCUGUGCCAAAAUAUUUCUCAACAACUGCCAGCCCUCUAUAUUUAAAAUGUUUGUACCAUUAAAAUUUCUGGGAAGUUUAAGAAUUUCUAGAGAAAUUAAAAUAUUGGGCCUUUUUAAAUACUAAAUGGUUUACAUAUGUAUAUGCUUUGAGAUUUUGGCCUAUGGUUGGCUUCCCCCAUGGAGCUGAAAUAUUUUGUACCUGGAAUUAAGCCAAAUCUCCGACUUGCAUGCAUUUAACUUGUGUUGCAUACAUCCAAGUCCUGGCAUUUGAAUGGUCUUUUUCCUUCAUCUGAAUACUUUCUAACUUGAGGGAAAAUAAUACUUUCCAUUUUAAACUUGCCAUUCUCCCCUCGUUCCCCUCUUCACCCAUAAGCAGAUGUCUUCCUGCUGUGUGCCUGCCGUCCUGUGAGCAAGCAGUCGUGUGAGCAGGUGCUAACUCAGGAGGCUUACCAUGAAAUACCUGGAACCUGGGGGAUCCAUGGCAGAGCCACAGGGACUAGAAUAAACCCUUUUGAUUCUGUGUUGGAUUAGUAGGUUCAUUUAUGCAGAGGGGAAUCAUAGCUUUUCUCAUGUGCUCAAAAGCCUGUACGGUUCCCCCCAAAAGUAAAGGUCAGGUGCAUCCGACAGUAGUCUGGAGAGCAAACAGGACGCACGUCCUGUGAUCCCACCACCACACUGCACAGUGUGUGGUUCAGUCAUAAAGUAUCUCAGCCAGCUUUUCCCCUGAAGGGUAAGCAGUGCCUAGGGAGGAAGCACAGAGUCAGUGAUGCCGGCCGGGGUUGUAAGUCCACUGCAAGUCCCACUGCACACGUGGGCAGAAAUAAUAAAAGAACCUUUUUCUGCUGUUUGCAUCCUGGCCUUUACCAUCAUCUCCUACAGUUUUAGAGAUAAAAACAAACCUUUCAGAGAACUCCUCCUUCUCUUUAAUGUCAUGUUGAUCUUCAGUCAAAUCCACCUAGCAGGUGGCCUUCACCUUCCUUGAAGCUAUUUGGUGGGCAUCCAUACAAUAAAAUGCCUCUGUGAAAGGGCUGGCUCAGCUUAUUGCCUCGGGAGGGGCCUUAAGAUCUCAUCCAGAGUGCACUAGCCUUGCAGCACCGGAGCAGCUGAUAGACUUGAGGAGUCUAGGUAGAUGAAUGGAUGGAGCUGCCUUGGGAGAGACCCAUUUUCAAGGGCUGACUGCGAGUAGGUGCUUAGGAAACUGAAGGUGGUUCUGAGGAGGGGAUAAGGGAGUGUGGGAAUGAGGCACUGAGGGCAUUAGACCCCUUACAGGCAUUAGAAUAGCCGGGGGUGAGGGGGUGCUUGAGGAAAGCAAUGCCCUUACCCUUGCUCAAGCAUGAUACCGCCUGCCACGCUCAGGCCACUGGUAAUUGGGUAGAGAUCUUCUUCAGUAGACAGAGUACAUGUUGCACAGUGUGUUCACAGCUGUCAGCUCUUGGAAACACUUUCGCCUUCCUUUGUGCCUCCUUUCGAAUUCUCCAAACCACUUGUGGUCCCACAUAAGUCUCUGAAUGCCCUUUUCAGCUUGUCUGAAUUGUAGCCUUUAUAAACAGACUCCAGUUCCAUCAGCCUAUUCACAGAGAGUGUUAAGAAAAAAGAAUAGCGCUGAGGAGCGGUAACGUUGGGUAGCUAUUUUUUUCACUAAUAUGUGAAGAAGGGCACUGAUAGUGCCUGCACGUCAGCUGGGUCUUGUUACUCCUCACAGCUCAUCUUUGUAGUUAGUGUUAUGACCUUUUUUUUUUUUUUUUUAAGAUGAGUGAACCAAGGUUCAUGCAGGUGCUAAGCAGGAGGGUUGGGAUUCUCACCCAGGCUGAUGGUUACAAACCUCACCACUUCCCUGACACUCACCAGAAAGCAGCAGCUGCCACCACAGCGGCAGAUCUGGAAGGUCAGCGGGGCAUCAGCCUUGGGAAAGAGGGCCAGGAACUUCUCUUCCAGUUACAGUGCAUCCUUGCAAAUGUAGUGUGUGUGUAUAGAGCAAUGUGAGGGAAAGCAAAAAGACUCAGAAGAGGCCACAGUCCCUGCAGAUUUACAAGCCCUUGAAGGGCCAUAAGGGAUGCUUAGAAAAGAAAUUAAAUAAGCAGCUGUAAGUAGGGAAUGUUUAAUUUCCAUUUUACUCAAACUGUUGUUAUUUCUCUUUAUUCCAAUGCAAUAUCCCAAGUUAAAAAUGAGAAUUAAUUGUAAUUUUAAUAUGGUAUAAGGUAGAGCAAACAAAAAUAUCCAUGGACUUCAACAAAAGUAGGUAUAAGAGACAUGAUUCCAGAUGUCCUUUGAUAUCUAGGAGUCUACAAGAGUGAAAGGAAUGUGUUAGGAAGGAAGCCUUGUGACACAAGGUUGAAAGCUAAGAGAAUCAGUCCUAACCUCCACUCUACCCCAGCCCAACCCAGCCGUUUACUCCACUGUUGCUUCUAGCUCCUUCCUUCAUUCAUUUAUUCAAAAAAUAUUUAUUAGGUCCUCCUGCUUUUCAGACUCAAGGGAUUUGGCAGUGAAAGCAGUAAACAGUGUUCUUGACUAGGACAUAAGUUUUAGAAGAGAAAAUAGUUAAUAAAUAGGAAGAAAAGAAUAUGGAUAGAUGGGUGAUAGUUAUUUAGAUAAAAACACUAGAGGUGUUAGGAUAAAAACCAAGAUGGCUCAGUGCUGAAAGUGGGCCUGAUGGGACACAGGCGGCAUAGUGGUAGGUUUCAUAAAGAGUGGCCAGGAGCCCUCAGCCCCUUGGGUUGUCAUUGCACCUUCUGAGUCUCAGUCUGUUUGUAAUCAAAGGAGAGUGUUUCCAGAUGAUCACCAAACAGCUGUAAAAUUCUGUGCUUUCUUUAAGGGACAAAUAAUCUUUUUUUUUUUUUUUUGGAUCUAAGAGGCAGAGAGAGCUCUCAACCACUGGUCCACUCCCCAGACUCCCUCAACUGCUAGGGCUGAGCCAAGCCAAAUUCAGGAGCCAGGAACUCAAUCCAAGUCUCUCACGUGGGGAGCAGGGACCCAACCGCCUGCUUCACCAGCCAUCACCUGCUUCACCAGCAGGAAGCUGGCCACACACCAGAAAGAAGCUGGGAUUGGGCACAGAGCCAGGACCCAAACAAACCCAGGCACUUCAAUUUGGAAUGUGGGAAUCUAACUGGCACCCUACCUGUUGGCCAGAUGCCCACUCCCAAAUAAUCUUUGUAUGUAUAAAUUAUAGUCUUUAUUAUCCAUCGAUCUCAAAAUGCAAUAAGAAUGUUCACUGAUUCUCAGGGUUAAUUCCAUUUUACAUUUGGGGAAUUUAAACUGAAAAUAAAAUUCCUUCCCAAAGGUUGCAUAAUAGUGGAAGAAGGAUUAAAGCUCCCAAAUCCUGGCACUGUUAGUCCAAAAAGUCCAGCCCUCACUGUGGGGUGUAAUGAAAAGUGGAAUUGAAAUGUCAAAGCAGUUCAAAGUAGAUUAUAGAUGUGUAAGCUAUGAUAGACUAAAAUGUUUACAAAUAAGGAAUUGGAUAAGUAUAUCCCACAGCACUCAUUAAUGGCAGGCAAGUAAACCAUGUGAUGUUUUAAGCCAGUAAAAUAGCAAGUCCCCCUCCCAAAAAAAAUCUAUAAUUUUAAUCAAAAGUUCGUUUCAGUCAUUGAAAUUCUGUUAUUGCUGCUUACAAACAUUAAAGUCAAUCAAAACAUCAGUAGCUUUGCAAGAUCAAUAUUUUUAAUAUGUUUGCAUUGCAGUGCUGCAGGUUUUUGGCUAAUGGAUCGCACCCAUAUUGAUUUCCAUGGGAAAUGUUAGUCUGAUACUGAAAUAAUUAAAAAAAAAACAGGGAUUAUUGGUUUGGAAUUUUGAAGCAGAUAGAAGUAUAAAAAUUGGUUAUUGACUAAAUUGCUUGGGGUGAAUGAACCUUGGACACUAGCAAUAAACUUGUAGCACUCAGUCAUUACUGAAUAGUACCCUAGUCCCUUAAACCAAAAAAAAAUCAAUCAAUAACCUAUUAUAACAAUGCAAAUUGUGGUGAAAUGAAAUAGUAGGAAUGUGAAAAUCAUAUUUUAUCAAAAUAAAUAUUAAUAAGUAUAUGUAUAGGCACAUUGAAAACCUCUGCUUAAACAUGGUAGCUGAUUUUGACUUUGAGAUUCAUGCUGAAGAUAGUUUGAGUAGCUUUUUUAAAGAGAUAAAAUGCUGUAAGAUAACAGCAAAAGGAAGCAUACAGUUAUUCUAUGAACAGUAAUGAAAGUGCAAACACUGUAGCUUGGCAAACCACAGAUUCUGUUAUUCUGAUUCAGAGCAAGAGACAAUUGUUACUCUGUUCUCAAAGAAUAGGAAAAAUGUAUGCAAGCAUUAGAUUAGAUACAGACACAUUCCCCACAAUAUGAAUCUAGUGCAUAUUGCAUUGCUCUUGCUUUUCAGCCUUUGCUUAUUAGGAGAGCCAUUUUUUCAUCUAGAAAGUUUACUGUGUGUUGUCAUUUGGUUACUCUUAUAAAUUUAUUUAUGAAUUCUUUUUCAGAGGCAGUCUAGAGUUUUAGAGUUUUUUAAAUGUUUCAAUGUAAGUUCCGCCUAGGAUUCAUAUUUUGUUACAUAUUUUUAUUUACUACAUUUUUUAAAUUGGAUAUAUUUUUACACGAUUUGGAAAUAUUUAGCUGCUUUGAGGGUAAAGAGGGAUUAAGUUAUAAAGUAAAUUAUUAACCACACUGUUGCAUUUUGUUGCUGAUAAGCCUGGUCAAUAUUUUCUUUUCACAAUAAGUUGGGCUCCCUAUAUAAAUAGAAAAUUGAUCAUAAUUCCUCCUGCUGCAUGAGAUGGCAACACUCAUGCAAUAGCAUUGGAAGUCCCUUUCAAUUUAGUGUUAACUUUGAUCACCAUUUUUGUCAAAUUUCUUUCAUCCUAUUUUGAAUUCUUAUCUUCUAUCCUUAUACAUAGCAUUACCCCGAAUUCGAUUGGUAAGAUUAGUUUUUUCCUAUCAUGUUUGAGAUUUACACCUGGAUCUGACUUUUCUGAAACAUUCUGUGUCUCCUCCAUCAGUUAAUCAGUUAGGACAUUCUGUUUUGAUGGAUCCAGCUUUCAGAAUGAUGUAUGAGACAGGAGACUUCACCAUUAUCUACUGUUAGGUACAUCAGACCUGAAAGUAACCAAGUUGUAUAAGCAAAGAAAUAUGCAUGUAACUUGUGUAAAUAUUCAUACAAUUUUUGCUAAAUCAUUCAAUGGUUUUCUGCUAUGGAUACCACUAGAAGAGGAUCUGUGGUCUUAAAAAUGAUAGGAUUCUGGCCGGUGCCGCGGCUCACUAGGCUAAUCCUCCGCCUUGAAGCGCCGGCACACCGGGUUCUAGUCCCGGUCGGGGCGCCAGAUUCUGUCCCGGUUGCCCCUCUUCCAGGCCAGCUCUCUGCUGUGGCCAGGGAGUGCAGUGGAGGAUGGCCCAAGUACUUGGGCCCUGCACCCCAUGGGAGACCAGGAGACGUACAUGGCUCCUGCCAUCGGAUCAGCGCGCUGCGCCGGCCGCAGUGCGCCGGCUGCAGUGCGCCAGCCGCAGCGCGCCAGCCACGGCAGCCAUUGGAGGGUGAACCAACGGCAAAGGAAGACCUUUCUCUGUCUGUCUUUCUCACUGUCCACUCUUCCUGUCAAAAAAAAAAAAAAAAAAGAUAGGAUUCUAGUUCCCUUUCCUACUAUUUCAGAAUUUUCAUAUACAAUUGCUCCUCGUAUUAUUUUUGGCUUUCCAAGAAUUCCAUCUGGAAUUUAUGUCACUUAUCAUGGUCAGAAAUGCUGUUUCCUCAACAGAUAGAAUUUGUGCAGUCCCCAGCUAGGAUUUCCAUUUGUCUAUCUGGUCAAGGAGCUGGGCAUGAUGAAGUGGGGAAUCAUCAGCUCUUCGAUGUCCGGCAGAAUGAAAGUAUAGCUUUCCCAGACUGCACACCCACAUGUCUCUCUGCUCCGAUCCCAUCAAGAUUCCUUUCAUCUAGGUCACCAGUGCCGUUUCCAGUCAGGAUGGUUGUCAUGUGACACCUCUCUCAUAGCUUGGAUGAAAUCAUGUAGCUGUAACUCAGUCCAGAACAUUCCUGGUAUCUUUACUGGCAGUCCCAGCAAAACCCAAGAUGAUGUCCUUCUGCGAAGUGUGGUCCGAGAGCAGGGCUGAGGCUGAAGAGCAGGGCAGGUUUGUAAAACUCAUGUACAGCCCUGGACACUUGCCGAAACCUGUUACAUUCAAUAGACAGCAGUUAGAUUACCUGACAGGUAGUUCUUUACUCAUUGACAAUGUCAGAAAAUAGGGCAGAGAGAAUAGCAAAGAGCUGCUCCUAGUACAAUCUUUUUAUAACAGUGGUUAAUGUCAAACAUUUCUACCGCAGUCUGAAGAUGAUUUGAUUUUAAUUUGUAGACAAAAACAGACCUUUGUACUCUGGGUCAUUCUUUAAAAAAAAAAAAUCUCCAUCUGGAAUCAGACAAUUCAGGUAGUCUAUACCAAGCUUUGUCUUGAAACAGCUGCAAAAUACCUAAAGGUCUUUAUUUAUCAUCAAAUUAUUACACCUGCAUGUGACUCCUAGAUUGUGUAAAAGACAGUGGUUGAAAUCAGCCCAGGGGUGAACAUUUGGCACAGUAGUUAAGAAACCAUUGGGAUGCCCACAUAUGGAGUGCCUGGACUGAAGUCUUAGCUCCACUCCUGCUCCCUGUCCUACUAAUGUGCACCUUGGAGAUAGCACGUGAUGGCUCAAGUAGCUGAGUCCCUGCCACCCUUGUAGAGAUAUGACUUGAGUUCUAGACUUCAGCCUGGCCCCACUCUUACUGUUGCAGGCGUUUGAGAAAUGAACCAGUAGAUGAAUGCAAGUCCCUCCCUCCCUCCCUCCCUCUCCUCCCUCUCCUCCCUCUCUUCCCUCUCCUCCUCCUCCUCCUCCUAUUCCUCCUCCUCCUCCUCCUUCUUCUCUCUCUCUCUCUCUCCUUUUCAAAUAAAUUAAAUAAAUAAAUUGGGGGAAAAGGACACAGGAUCUGGAAGCAUAGUGCCCAAGUUUGUACCCUUUCUCUGCCGUUUUUCUGUCUCUGUGACCUUGGACAAAUUGCCUAACCUCUCUCUGCUUCCAUUCCUUCAUUUGCCAACUGAAAAUAAUAGCAGAGCUUAUCUCAUAGGAUGUUGUGAGGCUUAAAUACAUGUGCUGCAUUUAUUACUUGUUUCUGUAUACAAUCUGUUCUGGCAUCUAUGCUGUUGGGAAGAGGAAUAAAAGACUUUAAUGUUUAGUAACGCUCUUAAAUCCUCUGCAUUCUGGGAGAGCUCUCCCCAUCUUCUGCCCCCGUGGCACCCUGCACCAGCCCUACCAUACUGUACAUUACUGUUCUGUGUCUGUUUACACAUGGCUCCCACCUGCAUUGUCUGUAAGCUUCAUAAGGACAAAAACCGUGACUAUUUUAUCAUUGUUUCAGGGCCUAGUGCCUUCUGUAUACUCAGUGCAUACAUGAAUGCCAGAUGAAUGUCUAACAAUAUCAUAGAUGAACUCUCACAAGUACUGGAAUAUCCAUCUGUAGAAUUUUGUUUCCUGUUACUUCCUGGUGUUGGCAGAGACCAACAUGUGGUGAAUGGCUUCUUUCAGCCUCUGCCCAGAAUGUGCCAACCUUUAACAUCCUCAGCCUUACCCAUCCUUUCCUUCAAGUCUUUAUACAGACGGACGCUUCCUCCUCAGUGAGCCCUCUCCUGACUCCCUCUUUGAAAACUGCGUCUCUGUCCUGUCUGCUCUCUGUUCUGUUUCAUCUUCCUGUAGCGUUUGGACAGUCUUCCCCCUCUGUAGGUUUCAGUUAUUUGUUGUAUUGAUUUGCUGUUGACCUCCCCUGCACCACACUGGAACAUCAGCUCUGUCAGUGUUGCGCAUGGUUAUUUCUCUAGCACCUGGAACAAAGCCUGGCACUGGGAGGCAGCUACUUUUAUGAUAUCUGUUGAAUUAAUUAAAAAAUUUAAUGCACUGAGAAUGCCAGUUGGGAAGUAACUGGAAGCAAAAUUACUCUUCAAGGAUAGUCAACCAAAAGUUAGAAACAAGAAAAUUUGGGCUCGUCUUGAGAGCGAUCAUACAUAAUUUUUUACUAUGCUAAAGGUAUAAACUUCAACUUCCUUGAGCUCUUUAACCCAGCCUCCAUAUUCUGAAAAUCGUUCCUUUUUAAAAAUUUGAGAGGCAGAGAAAUACAAAGAGCGAGAAAAGGCAGAGAACUCCCAUCUGCUGAUUCACUCCUCAGAUACCCUCAGUGCCCAGUGUGCACAAGGCGGAAGCCAGGAAUCCAACACUGUUCACCCACAUGGAUGACGGCAACUCUUUUUUGAGCCAUCACCUUUGCCUCCCAGGGUCUGCAGCAGCGGGAAGCUGAAAUCAGGAACCGGGGCUGGGAAUUCACCGCAGAGGCUCUGAUAGAAGACUCAAGCAUCCUAAAUGGUGUCUUCAACUGCUAGGCCAAAUGCCUACUCUCUGAAAACAACUAUUACCAGAAUAUUCUCCCAAGGGUUGUUUGGAGGCGUCCAUUGUAAAUUGUUUGAUAAAAUGAUAUAUGUCUGAGAUUGUAUUUUUUAAAUUAUAUAGUAUCCUAAUGUUAGAGGCAUUGAUUUUAAGGUUAAACUCUAAAGCGACUAUUUCUUUAAAUAUGUGGAUAUGAACUUUCCAUAGAGCAUUAAUGCAGAAUCUCUGCAAGAUUUUAAUUAAGAAUAAUUAAAAAAUCUAUAUUAAAAUAUGUUUUAUUCUGCCAGCUUAGUAGGGGUUUUUAUUUCAAUAAAAUUUUUAUUUUCUUCUAUGUUACAGCAUAAAAUGCUGCACUGUGCUAGUAUCAGCUGGGAAAAUGUCGGGUGCGAAGUAGGAAGAAACAAUGUAAUUUAUAAAUUAAUUCCCCACAUUAUGUUUGUUAAAUUUUUUUCAUUAAGAUUAAACUUCAUUUCAAUGGAUAAUUGUUUAAAUUAAUUAUGAAGAGUCACACAAAUACAAAAAUGAAAAAGAAAAUUAUAUAGGAGGUAAAGAGGAGUUGUACGAGGAGCAAUGUAAAAAAUAUAAAGGCUCAGGUCAGGAUCAGACCUGAAGUGAAAUUUAGUUUGCCAUUCUGUUUGUAGGGUUGUGCAGCUGUUUAAGUAAUGAGGUAAAAAAAUAAAUAAAUAAAAUUAAGUAAGUUUAUAUUAAGAAGGAAAGUUUAAACAAAAUAGUUCAGGAAGAUAAAUGAUUGGUUACUGAGUGGGGUGGGUCAAGAAAGGCAGAUCCUAUACAGUGUAACAGGUAAUGCCCAAGUGUUCCUAAAAGGGAGAGACACAGAAAGUAUAAAAACCUGAGGGGAAAAGCAAAGAAAUGACAAAAGUAGUAGUUAUUGGUUGGGAAGAGAUGGAACUAUCCUAUGAUAAAAUAUUUGAGAGGAAGACAGAUGUGAAGAAAAAUGAAAAGUAGAUACAAGUGAAAAUAGAGGGGUGGACUACCCUUUUGCUCACCAUAGCAGGUGACUGGACUUCUCUAGUUUCUUGUCUAAACUUGUGUUUUUAACCAAAAAAAGUAAUGUGCAUGACGGACCUUCAAGCAUUUUUUAUUCGUUCUUUCCUACCAAAAAAAAAAAAAAAAAAAAAACUCCUUUCUCUCACCACUGCAUUCCCCAUAUUAGUUUCUCUAUGGCUAAUAGUAGAGUGUAAUCAUUAUAUAGGGUGAGUAAUGUAUUGGAUCAAUAACAUCUUUAUCCAUGCGAUAGUAAAAUAAUUCAAGUAGAUAGGCAUAAGAAUCACAUGGGAGCUAUUGGUAUAAGUAAGAAAGAAUGAUUCUAAUCAUCACAUCCCACAAGGCAUUCAGGAACUAAGGAGAGUAGGGCCAUUAGCCUAAGCAUUGAAAGAGUGCUAGUGUUUAAAGAUUCGUAGAAGGGAAUAUGAAUAUUUUAACUAGCGCUGUCAACAUGACCAAGGGCUUAAAAGUAUAGAAUGUGUGACAUGGACAUAUAUAAUAACAAAAAGGAGUUUGACAGACACAUCACUGGUAUGACUAGAAAAGAGAAAAACAAGUGUGAAUGAGAUGACAGAGAAUACAGGGGGUCUUCAAAGGGCUCAUGGAAAAUGCAUAUUAUGAAAAACCCAUGUGUGAUUUGAAACAUUUUUUGCACCAGAAUACAUUUAUCUUGUAAUUCUAUUUUUUCAUGAACUUUUUGAGAUCCCAUAUAUAGGUUAAGGAAUUUGUAUUUUAUUUUUACAUCCAAAGAUUUAAAAGUUUUUGGUUUUUUUUAAAAGAUUUAUUUGUUUUUAUUUGAAAGUCAGAGUUACACAGAGAGGAGAGGCAGAGAGAGAGAGGUCUUCCAUUCGAUGGUUCACUUCCCUGUUGGCGACAAAGGCUGGAGCUGCGCUGAUCCAAAGCCGAUCAGGAGCUUCCUCUGGGUCUCCCACAUGGCUGCAUGGGUGCAAGGACUUGGGCCAUCUUCCACUGCUUUCCCAGGCCAUAGCAGAGAGCAGCCGGGACUAGAACCAGAGCCCAUAUGGGAUGCCGGCACUUCAAGCCAGGGCGUUAACCCGCUGCGCCACAGUGCCGGCCCCAUGAUUAAAACAUUUUUAAGGGAGGAAGCAAAUUAUCUGAGCCUAUACUUCAGGAAAAAAAAGAAAUGAUCUGGCAUUUAUGAGUAAAACAUAUUGGAAGGGAAGGCUGAAGGUUAUAGUCCCUGAAAAAGGUAGUAAAGCCUAAAUACUGGUUAAGCGUGAACAAGAAGAAAGUGGGUGCAGGCUAAGGGCCACACAGACCUACGAUCCAUGUCACUUGGCCAUGAGAGUCAGCUGAAGUUUAUUUUUCAAAUAGGACAGGGUAUUUUAUUCUAUUUUUUUGGCGGAGGAGGGCAUCUUGUUUUUUGUUUGUUGUAGAAUCUCUGAAAGAACAGGACACACAGGUUAGGAAAGUUUGAAUGGAGACUCAGGAAGGAUUUUGUGCAUGGUGCAUGCCCAGUCAAGAUGCUGCUGUGUCUUUCAGCCCCUGUUCACUGGGGUGAUGAUGUGACCAGUUGUGACACCUCUAUCUCAUAUCAGAGUACCUGUGUUCAACACCCGGCUCCAGCUUCCUGCUAAUGCAGACCCUGGGAGGCAGUAAUGACGGCUCAAGUGAUUUGAUGUCCACCACCGAUGUGGGAGACCUGAAUUGAAUUCCCAGCUCCUACUUCAGCCCAGCCUACUCCUGACAUUUAAAGGCAUUUGGGGAGCUAACCAGUGGAUGGGAGCUCUCUGUCAACAUCUCUGUUUCUCUUUCUUCCUCUCCUUUACCCUCUCCACUGGGCACUGGAGAGGUUGCUCGAGAGGAAAGCAUAGAAAUUGAGAUUUGUGAUUGAAUUCCUUGCAUGAAAACUUUAUAUUCUUUUUCACUUAUUUGAGGAUUUCAAUUAAACUUGCCCUCUUCUAGGAUUACCAAACCUUUAUUUUUUUUAAUUAUCUUAUUUCUUGUUCCAUUAGCUUUUUCUUUUUUAAAAAUUUAUUUAUUUAUUUGAAAGGCAGAGUUACAAAGAGGCAGAGAGGGCAGAGAGAGAGAGAGAAGUCUUCCAUCUGCUGGUUCACUCCCUGGCCAGAGCUGGGCCAAUCUGAAGCCAGGAGCCAGGAGCUUCUUCUGGGUCUCCCACGCAGGUGCAGGGGCCCAGGUAUUUGGGCUAUCUUUCACUCUUUCCCAGGCCAUAGCAGACAGAAUGAUUAGAAGUGAAGCAGCCAAGCUUCAAACAGAUGCCCAUAUGGGAUGCGGCACUGCAGGCAGAGGCUUAGCCCACUAUGCCACAGCACCAGUCCCCUGGAUACAUUUCCAAAGGAUGUAAAGUCAGUAUAUUGAAGAGAUAUUCACAAGCCCAUGUUCACUGCAGCACUGUUCACAAUAGCCAAAAUAGGGAAUCAUCCUAAGUGUUCAUUAACAGAAGAAUGGGUAAAGAAAAUGUAAGUAAACACAUGGAAUUCUGUUCAGCCACAAUAAAGAAGGAAAUCCUGUCAUGUGCAGCAACGUAGAUAGACUUGGAAGACAUUAUAUUCAGAGAAAUAAGCAAGGCAUAGAAAGAACAGUAGGAUACCUGCAUUCACCUGCUAAAUUGGAGGUGUCUUAGAUAUCUGUGUGGAGACACCAAGAAGGCAGCUGGAUGUAAAUCUGGAGUUGAGGAAAAAUGUCAGUGCUAAAGAUAUAACUUUAGGAUGGACAUGUCAAUAGAUGGCACUUAGAACUCUGGAACUUUAUGGUAUGAUCAGAAAGAAAAUAUCCAAGGAGGAGAGAGGAGACUUAGGGGCAUUCAAACUUUAGACACCAGCCAGUGGAGCAGGCCACAGCAAAGCGAGUAUAGAAAACCAGGAGCUGGUAGCCACCUUCUGUGGAAUCGUAAAAAGUUGAAUUCAGGGGCCGGUGCUGUGGCGUAGUGGGUAAAACUGCUGCCUGCAAUGCCGGCAUGCCAUAUGGGCACCUGUUUGAAUCCUGGCUGCUCCACUUCCAAUCCAACUCUCUGCUAUGGCCUAGAAAAGCAGUGGAAGAUGACCCAAGUCCCUGGGCCCCUGCACCCAUGUGGGAGACCUGGAAGAAGCUCCUGGCUCUGGAUCCACUCAGCUGCAGAUGUUGCAGCCAUUUGGGUAGUGAACCAGAGGAUGGAAAACUCUCUCUCUCUCUCUCCCUCUCCCUCUCUCUCUCUCUCUCUCUUUCUCUGCCUCUGUGUAACUCUGAAUUUCAACCAAAAUAAAUAAAUCUUAAAAAAAAACUCUGUAUUAAAAAUGUUGAAUUCAUUGAAGGAAAGAGCAGAAUGGGGGUUACCAGAGGCUGGGAGAGACGUUGGUCGGUAGGGUCAUAAGCAUUAGACAUGAGGUGUUCUAUUGCACAGCAAGACAACUACAGUUAGUAAUGAUGCAUUGUAUAUUUCAAAAUAGCUCAAAGAACGUUAAAUGAUCUCCCCACAAAAAAAUGGUGAAUGUUUGAGGCUAUGAAUAUGCUUAUUACCCUGAUUUGAUCAUUCCAUAAUAUAUACUGUGUAUACAUCACAUUUUACCUCAUAAAUACAUGCAAUUAUUAUUGGCCAAUUGAAAAUAAAUGCUGAAAAAUAAUAAUGUACUAUAUUCUUGAAAGUCACCAUGAGUGUAUAUUUUACUUUAUUGUUUUUAAUUUUUUAUUCAUCUGAGAGAGAUAGAGACCUCCCCAAAUGCCUGCAAUAGUUGAGACUGAACCAUGUUGAAGCCAGGAGCCAGGAACUCAAUGUGGGUUUCUCACAUGGAUGGCAAGGGCACAACUACUUGAACCAUCACCUGCUACCUCCUGGAGCAUGCAUUAAAAUGAAGCUGGAUUCAGAAGUGGAAUCAGGAUUCAAAUCCAGGCACUCCAGUUUGGACUACAGGCAUCCCAACCAAUGUCUUAAUCACUAAGCCAAAUGUCUGCUCCCAGAGAGUGGGUUUGUUUUUGUUUUCAUUUUUAUUAAUUCCUUUUUUUUUUUUUUUUUUUUUGAAAGACAGAAAGAUCUUUCAUCUGCUGGUUCACUCCCCAAAUGGUUUCAACAACAGGGUUGGGUCAAGCCAAAGCCAGGAGCCUGGAACUCAAUCCAGGUUUCCCACACAGUUGCUGGGGGCCCAGCUACUGAAACCAUCACUUGCUGCCUCCCAGGGUGUGCGUAGCAGGAAGGUGGAAUUGAGAAUAAACCAGGACUCAAACCCAGUCACUCCAGUUUGUUGUUCAGGCACCCCACCCAGCACCUCAGCCACUGUGCCAAACUCCUGCUCCCAAAGUAGAUUUUAAUGUUUUCGCUACUAAAAAUUGAUCAGUAUGUAAUGGAUAUAUUAAUUAGCCUCAUUUAAUCAUUCCACAAUGUAUACAUAUAUCAAAACAUCACAUUGUACCCCAUAAAUACUCAUAUGUACAAUUAAAAGGAAGAAAACAAAAUGGCUAUGGAGUAAAAGGAGAGAUUUUACAACUAGAAGAAAAAGAAGACUCAUAGGAGGUUUUGAAUUACUUGUUUAAUCAAAGAGACUUGAAUGGCUGCAAACAGUGACUGAGAAUAUGAAGACUCAAAGGAGAACUGGGUUAUAGGAUGGAGAUGCCUUUGAAAGUAAGGCAGGAUUUGAUCCAGUGCUCAAUUUGGGGGACAAAUUGCCUUUUGAGAGAAGGACACGUUUAAUGCUGGCAGCUCUUCCAGCUUAGUGGUGAAAAGUGAAAGGAUUCCCUUCUGAUGAAUUUGGAUUUUGUUCUGAAGUAGGAGAACAGUUCAUAUGCUCAAGAAGAAGAAAUUGCAAUUAAAAAUGGGAGAAUGCAAGAUAGACAGUUUUGCAAAUGAAAAUGUCUGUAUUUUUUUAUUAAAAAAUAAUCAUUCUCUGAAAAAUUCAAUGAAAAGAAAUUAAAAUUCCCAGUCAUACCACCCCUGAGGAAUAACCUGUUUUUGUCAGCAGUGUACACAGACUUCCAGAUUUCUAUAUGUAUUAUAAACACAUAUUCAACAUAGGUAGUAUUAUAUGCACAUGUGCAUAUUAUUCUAUAACUUGAUUUUCUCUUUGUUGUUUUCUUCCAAAUAUAAAAAUAGAUUAUAGAAUACAAUAAUUUUAGAAUUUGGCCGCGCCGCGGCUCACUAGGCUAAUCCUCCACCUUGCGGCGCCGGCACCCCGGGUUCUAGUCCUGAUCAGGGCACCGGAUUCUGUCCCGGUUGCCCCUCUUCCAGGCCAGCUCUCUGCUGUGGCCAGGGAGUGCAGUGGAGGAUGGCCCAAGUCCUUGGGCCCUGCACCCCAUGGGAGACCAGGAGAAGCACCUGGCUCCUGCCUUCGGAUCAGCGCAAUGCACCGCGGCGGCCAUUGGAGGGUGAACCAAUGGAAAAGGAAGACCUUUCUCUCUGUCUCUCUCUCUCACUGUCCACUCUGCCUGUCAAAAAAAAAAAAAAAAAAAAAAAAGAAUACAAUGAUUUUAGAAUUCAAUGAUUGAGCAACACUGUGACCCGAGUUUUGGAUAAUGAUAAGAUGUUUAUAUAGCAGCAGUCUAUUAGCAGAAAGAAGCCAGUCAGCUGGGCUCAUCCAACACUGGGUUUUCAAGGCAAAUGCCUAGACAGUGUAGCAUGGCAGAUUAGGAGAAUACAGUAGAAUACUGGACCAUGGGCUCUAAGCAGUUUGAUAGGGAAGUGCAAACAGAAAAGAGCUAAUAGAGAGAAAGGAAAGGUUAAAUGUACUGAAAGUAUUGGAAGAGUUUUUAAAAUUUUAUUAUUUAUUUUCAUUUUCUCUGAAAGUCAGAGGGCCAGAGACAGAGAUCAUCCAUCCACUGAUUCACUCGCCGAAUGCCCACAACAGCCAGAGCUGGGUCAGGCUGAAGCCAGGAACCCAGAAUGCUAUCCAGAUCUCCCACGGGGGUGGCAGAAACCCAAGUACUUGAACCAUUACCUGCUGCCUCCCAGGGAAGCAGGAGUCAGGACUGGAACCCAGGCACUCUGAUAUGCAGGGAUCAUGGGCAGCAUUUUCACCAUUGCACCACGCAUCUGUCCCCCAGAGGAUUUUUUUAGUUAGGAAAGUAGUAUUUUAAUGAGAUGCUUGAAAAUAUCAGAGGCUGUGGUCAGAUGGGGGGAAUGUCAAAGCUUAGUAUUUCAGCAGAAUGCUGCUGUGUCCAGAAAACAUCAAGGAUGGACGGUCAAGGUGGAAUGGAAAGAAGGGUCAUGGCAGAUGAAGCCAUGCAGAGGUCAGACCAUUGGCUGGAUUGCCCACGUGAUGGUUGAAGUCUCCAAGACAUAGUUGGGUGGAGAGAAGCAUCGUUUCAACUUCUGGGUUUUCUUUCACCAUUAGAAAUUACAGAGUCAGAAUCAAACGACCACCACCUCAGUUGCUUCUGGAAAAAGUCAUGUUUGGCAUUUUAUUUUAUGUGGAAGCAGCUACUAAUAUAUGUAAAAUGCUUAGCUCAUGCCUAACACAGUAGUCCUCAAUACAUUAUAGCAGUAUGAUGCUAUUAGAGGAACAUGAUUUAAAUACAGGUUUUUAAACUUAUUUUAUUUAUUUGAAAGAAAAAGAGAGAGACACAGCAGAGUCAGAGAGCUCCAAUAUGCUGGUUCACUCCCCAGUGUCCACAACAGCAGGGCCUGGACCAGGCCAAAGCUAAGAGCUGGGAACUCAUUCUGGGUCUCCAAUGUGGUCAGCAGGGACCCAGUACCUGCUGCCUCCCAGGGUGUACAUUAGCAGGAAGCAGGAAUUGGGGGCAGAGUGAAGACUCAAACCCAGGCACUCUGAUAAUGGGAUGCAGACCCCUUAAGUGCCCUCUUUAACCACUGUGUCAAAUGCCUGUCCCAAUAUGUGUUUUUAGAUCGGGAUUUGUUUAGUAUUCCUUUUAAGCUUAAAGUCUGGAAUUUGAGCAACCUUGUUCUAGGAUAAAAAGGAGCAGACAGCUUCAGGCAGAAGUUGUUUCUGGAAUCCACAAAAAGGCUGGGAAUGCAUCUGAGAAGCAAUUGGGAUCCCAUUCUCAAGUUCUGGAAAAGUAGAAAGAAGUACAAGACAUAAGAAACUAGAAGGAAAGUGAAUUUUAGACAAAAGAACAAACUCUGGUGAACAGUCUUUCCUCUCACCUUGACAAACCUGCAUGAGAUCAGAAGCAGUGAAUCCUGUGUGAGACCCAGGAAUCUGAACUUCUCAUAAGCACUCUUGAGCUAUUCUGAAGUGAGCAUGCUAACAUUUAGGAAUCACUGACCUAGGCAGUCAGCAUUCAGAGUGUUCUUUUCCAAGAUGAAAAUGCAGGGGAGACAGAAAAUAAUUGUACCAAGAAUAUAUAUAAGUUGAUGGCGGAAUUUAAGAUUAAUUUUUGAGUCCCUUUUUUCCUUCUUUUCCUCAUUUAGUUAAAAUAAUGAUUUAUCUUGUCUUAAAAAAAAGAAAAACCUAAACUCUGCUUCUAUCUUUUUUAAAAAACCUUUUAUUUAAUGAAUAUAGAUUUCAUAAAUAUAACUUUAGGAAUAUAAUGGUUCUCCCCACCAUACCCACCCUCCCACCCCACUUCCAUCCCACCUCCUCCUCCCUCUCCCAUCCCAUUCUUCAUUAAGGUUCAUUUUUAAUUACCUUUAUAUAUAGAAGACCAACUCUAUACUAAGUAAAGAUUUCAACAAUGUGCACCAACACACACACACACACAAAGUAUAAAGAAUUAUUUGAGAAAAAGUUUUACAGUUAAUUUUCAUAGUACAACUCAUUGAGGACAGAGGUCCUGAAUGGGAAGUAAGUGCACAGUGAUUCCUGUUGUUAAUUUAACAAUUAACACUCUUAUGUAUGAUACCAGUGAUCCUGUCAUGAGCUGCCAAGGCUAUGGAAGCCUUUUGUGUCCAUGACCUCCAUCCAUGUUUAGACAGGGCCAUAAACAAAGUGAAGUUCUCUCCUCCCUUCAGAGAAAAGUACAUCCUUCUUUGAAGGCCCCUUCUUCCCCCUGGGGUCUCACUCACAGGGAUCCUUCAUGUAGGACUCUUUUGGUUUAUUUUGCCACAGUGGCUUAGCUUUCGCUGUUAACGUUUAUAUUUAUUUUAUAAAUUUAAAAAUCUAAUAUAAGCCUUAAAUAUAACAAGGCUACUCUAUAAUCUCAUAGCAUCUUUUCUAAGGAAAGUUCAAGAUAAAUUAGAAAACCUGUUAGUUCAUUUAAUAUAAAACACUUCUGAUGAGAAAUAUCACAAAUCUGAGUUCUAAAAUGAUUUAUAAGUCAAUGACAAAAUAAAUAUUUCAAAGCCUCAUGACCUGACACUUUUCUUGUCCACUCACAAUGAGGCUGUUCACAGAAAUGUAACUUUUUUUUUAAGAUUUAUUUAUUUAUUUGAAAGUGAGAGUUACACAGAGAGAGAAGGAGAGGCAGAGAGAGAGGUCUUCAUUUGCUGGUUCACUCCCCAAUUGGCCAGAAUGGCUGGAACUGCACUGAUCCGAAGCCAGGAGCCAGGAGCUUCCUCCAGGUCUCCCACAGGGGUGCAGGGGCCCAAGGACUUGGGCCAUCCUCCACUGCUUUCCCAGGCCACAGCAGAGAGCUGGAUCAGAAGUGGAGCAGCCAAGACUCGAACUGGCGCCCAUAUGGGAUGCUGGCACCACAGGUUGUGGCUUUACCCACUGUGCCACAGCACCGCCCCAGCAAUGUAACUCAUAAGUUGUUACAGAACGUCAGCUGCAGUUUUACGUUAGGAAGUGUAAUAGGAGGGGCAAGCAUUGUGUCACAGCGGAUUAAGCAGCUACUGAGGAUCCGCGUCUCAUAUUAUGGUGCCUGUUCAGGUCGUAGCUACACCACUUCCAAUCCAGCUUCCUGCUGCUAGUGCCUCCUGGGAGGUUGCAGAUGAUGGCCGAAGUGCUUGGCCCCUGCCACCCACGUGAGCAGAGGCCUGAUGGAGUUUUAAGGCUCUGGGCUUCAGCCUGGCCCAGCCCUGACUAAUGAGGGCAUUUGGGAAGUGAACCAGUUGCUUGCUCUCCUCUCUCUAUGUUUUUCAAGUAGAUGAAAAACAAAUAAACAAACAUUUUUUAGGGGCCAGCACUGUGGCACAGAAGGUGAAGCUGCCGCCUGCUAUGCCAGCAUCCCAUAUGGGCACUGGUUCCAGUCCUGGCUGCUUCUUUUCCAAUCCAGCUCCCUGCUAAUGAGCUUGGGAGGGCAGCAGAAGAUGGCCCAAGUGCUUGGGCCCCUGCCCCCCACAUGGGAGACCUAGAAGAAGGUCCUGGCUCCUGGCUUUGGCCUGGCCUAGUCCUGGCUAUUGUGGCCUUUUGAGGAGUGAGCCAGUGGAUGGAAGAUAUCUCUUUCUCUUUUUCUCCUUCUGUCUCUGUCUCUGCCUUUCAAAUAAAUAAAAUAAAAUAAUGAAUUUCUUUUUAAAAGCUGAAAGCAGAACUUAACAUUUCAAAACAAAGUGUAGAAGUAACAGUCCUCCUGGGACACUUUAAUGUGUAGCAGUAUUACAAGAAGCAUAUAUGUUGCAAACUAGUUUGUUAAGAAAACAUAGUGGCCAGCGCCACAGCUCAAUAGGCUAAUCCUCCGCCUGCGGCGCCAGCACCCCGGGUUCUAGUCCCGGUUGGGGCGCUGGAUUCUGUCCCAGUUGCUCCUCUUCUAGGCCAGCUCUCUGCUGUGGCCAGGGAGUGCAGUGGAGGAUGGCCCAAGUGCUUGGACCCUGCACCCCAUGGGAGACCAGGAGAAGUACCUGGCUCCUGGCUUUGGAUCAGGGCGGUGCGCCGGCCGCAGCAUGCUGGCCGCAGCGGCCAUUGGAGGGUGAACCAACGGCAAAGGAAGACCUUUCUCUGUCUCUCUCUCUCCCUGUCCACUCUGCCUGUCAAAAAAGUAAAAAAAAAAAAAAAAAAGAAAACAUACUUCAACAUUGCGAGAAUGCUAACAUUUGACCAUUCUUUCAUCUAUGUAAUUUGUUUUUUUACCUUGAGACUUAAUUGCUCACCAUAAUAUUUUUAGUAUAAAUGAUACAAAUGUGUGUUUGAAACACUACCAGAAAUUCAAAAAGGAAAUAAAUAGCACAUUUAUUCUACAAGGAACUGUGUGACUAGAUUUCUAAAAAGCAGAUUCAAAUAAGGACAAUUCAGAAAAGUCACACUAACUUGGAAUCUUGGCUUGUUUGUUUUAAUUGCUAUUUGAAUCUUGGCCAAAGGUAUAUUGAGGUAGUGAUACAUAUUUGUGUAUGCAGGAACAGCUGUACAUCAUUGAUUAAUGUCUUCACUUAAUGAAUUUUUAUUGAGCAAAUGCUAUGCGCUUACAACAGGAAGUAAGUGGUGAACAGGCAAAUGAAGAAGAUAAUGAUAAUGUUGAUGACGAAAGCAGCUAACACGUAGUGAGUACUCCCUGGGUGCCAGGUAUUUAUGUGGAUUAGUAACUGUAUGAGGCAGAUUCUUCUAUUCCAUUUUGCGACUGAGGAAAUACAAUUAGAGAAGGCUCAUGGGUAAAAAGUCUGCACCCAGAAUUCACACACUGCACAUCUGACCCCAAAGACCAAAUUCCUAGCUAACAAACCAUCAAAUAUACUCAUUUUAUUCAUAGGGUGUACAUUCUAGUAAUUCAUUUAUUUAACAAACAUUUAUUGAGUGUUUACUGUAUGCCAGGCACAGGUCCUAACUCCUGGAUUAUAGUGACAAAAGGAUUCACAGGGUCAUUGCUAUCAUGGCUCAUACCUUUCAGAGCCUCCAACCAGGACUUUUUUAAAAGGAAGAAGUAUAUGUACAUUCACACAAGAACCAGACAUGGUAAAGUAAUUACUAACAUUCAAAAACAUUGAUAAACUAUUAAACAUUAUAUAAUAUGAUUAAAAAUACUGCAUAUUCAGAAAGAGUGCUGCUAUUUUUACAUCUUAAAAGUUCAUUUUUAUCUAAGCUAAUAUCUUACUUGAAAAUGGAAAAAGAAAAACCUUUAUCCUAACCAAAAUUUAUUCAAAAGCUGUUUCUUUCAGUUAUUAGAAGGUGAAAUUCUGCAUAUGAAAACAAGACUUUUUAUCAGUUACCAAGCCACUGAGGCCUUGUAUUAUCUGAAGUUAGAUUUUAUCCAAAAUUCAGGAUUAAUGUGGCAAUGACAAAUACAACUAUGCAUUGAACAGUUUUUCUCAGUGGGAAAGAUCUAAUGGAUUGUGAAUAAUGUUUUUGAAAAAGUUAUACUGUGCAAUAAAAUUAAGAGACAAACUGUGAAGUACUUUACAGUUUUGUCAAACUAAUUUAUUAAUUCCAACAGGUGACCUUUUAAAAUGUUUGUUAUCAAAUCACCUUCCUUGUAGUUUAAAAUUUCUUCAUUGGGUUAGGGAUCUCAUUUUGAAUACAGACUGUCUAGUCUUUCAUGGGUAAUUAGCUGAAGCCAUGUAAGAGUAUUUAGAUUAAAAAAGAAAUCACUGCUUUACCAGUAUUUUGAUUAUAUCAACAAUUAGGAUAUGUCAGAAAUCAAAGUUGAGAGGCCAGUGUUGUGGCAUAGCAAGUUAAACUGCUGCUCCAGUUGGAGCCCAGCUGUUCCACUUGUAAUCCAGUUUCCUGCUCAUGUCCCUGGGAAAGCAGCAGCAGCUUUGGCCCCUGCCACACGUAAGGGAGACCCGAGUGUAGUUCCAUGCUCUUGUCUUUGGCCUGGCAAAGAAAAGCAGUAGAGUCCAAGGCAGACAGAGCAUGGUAACUUAGUGGCAUUUUGGCUGGAGUUUGUUUAAGGGAAUUGUGAAUGAAAAAGUUAAACUUAAAAGCCACAUCUACAGGAUCUAAAGAGAUUGAACUGUGUUUUGUAGGCCACAAAGAGUCCCUGGAGGUUUUCGCACUGGGAGGUCUGAUGAAUGCCACAUGUUAGAAUGAUUAUGUAACCAUGCAUGUGUAGGAUGGGUUGGUGAAGAGUAGCUUAGAGAAUAGUACAGGAGUCGGGGUGGUAGUGUUCCCCAAACUAUACCACUUAGAAUAUAAUUUUCUGAUAAUGUAGAGACAGUAAUAACAUCUCUUCUUUGGGGGAUUAUUUUCUUGAUUUAAAAAAAAAAACACUAUAUUAAAUCUUUCUCAUUGAAUUACAAUGUACAUUAAUACAUUAAAUACUGAUACCAAAGAAACUGAUAAUUUCACAAAUUUAUUUGCAUACAAAAGGCUUUGUUGAGUACAUAUCUAAUCGCCAACCUGCCAAGUUCCACUGAAGCCCCAGAAUUUCUGGAUUUAUCAGUUACCAACUUAUUUGUAAGUCUAACUAAGAAAUGGUAAGAGUAGAGGCAAAUUUGAAAUUCUCUUUUUUAAGAAAGAAACUGAAAUGUCCUUUAAUCCAGACCCUAUCUUUCAUGCUGGUAAUUAGAAACUGAAAGUCACCAUUGUCUUUGAGACUUUCCUAGGCUAGUAAUGCCCUUAAUGGCAUUCGUUCACCAAUCCUCUCUCCCUCACUAUACCAUAAAAUACCCAGGAAUGGGAUUAGCCCAUGUCUUACGGCCUGUAAUCUCUAUUCCUGACACAUAGUAAAUGGCAGAAAAAUAUUUAUUGAAAAUAAUGAGAAAACUGAAGAGUUUUUGAGUUACCUGUGGUCACACAGCUGAGAGCAGAAUAUAUUGAACAUAAAUGAAACACAGACAUUAUGUAUGGGUAAAAUUGAACAGGCAUGGUAAAGAAACUUAAAGACCGGACACUUGGUGUAUUCUAGGUGUAUAAAACUCACUGGCACUGUGUCACUAAUGCUCUCAGUCUGUUUCCUCAUCCAAGCUCCAAUCCAAAAUAUAGGGAGAGCUCCGUUUUUCAUUAAAAUAAAUAGUGAAAAUUAAGCAGAUAUUUUGAUUUCUGUUACAUUGGAAAUAUGUUAUGAAGGACCACAGUUAAAAACAGUCUUAAGUAUCUGCUUCUUUAUAUUUGUACGUCUAUAAUAUUCCUGGACUUCACAACUUUUUCUGUUUUUGUAUUUUCUUCACUUUUCUGGGCCUUUCAAAGGUGAUUGGAUCUUUUAAAAUGUACUAAUAUAUAUGCAUAUAUAAUAUUAGGAUCAAAAAUUUUAAAUCUUAAAAUGCAAGAGCUCCAGUUGUCAGAAGAUCAUAAAGUCUUUACUUUUAAGGACUGUUAAAAAUCACCUUCUGUGAGAUCUCAGCUUUGGGAUUUUUCUGACAUUUCAAGACUUAAAUUUGAAAGUGUGGAAUCUCUAUAAAUACAACAUUACCACAAGCCCAAAAAAGUCAAGAAAUGCAAAAGGUUAGAUUCUUACUAACUCCUCUCCCACAUUGUGCUCUAAAUUGAGUUAUGUAUCUUAGAGUUAAAUACAAAAUCAGGAAUACUUGAUAUGAAAUACAGUUUAGAUUAUGACAUAUUAAGUUUUUCUCUUUGAAUUUUGGGAAAUAAAAUUGCGUAUGUAAAUCAUUCAAUAUCACAUUUUUUGCAUGUGCCCUUAAGGCUUUUUUAUGUUUUCUUCACAUAGUCCCCUCAUUUACAACUUUAUCUUGCUGUGGACUAACCAUAUGGGAAAUCCACUAUUUUAAACUUAAGCUAUUUUUGUGGUGUUACUGCAUAAGAAAAUGCCUUUAGAGUAGAAAAAUCAUAUAUUUUUUAACCAGAUUACAUAAAUAAAAAUAUUUUUUCUAGUGGUCAUUCAUUGAUUCAAUUCAAAUUAUAUACUUUUUAACUCCUAAAUAUUUCUAGAAAGUCCCCAGUGCUAUGACUGAGUGAAAACAGAGGAUAAUAAAGAAGUGCCAUGAGACCUGGCCAUUUUCAAUGUGUUGAAGAUUUUAAAUUAUGUGUAAUUUACAUGAGACAUAUAAAUGAAAGGAUAGACUUCACUAGGAUUUUUUUUUUGCUUUAAAAAUAGGGUAUUUCUCUCCUGCAGCAGCAUCUCACAUCUCAUACAUAUGUGCAUAUUUAGUUUUCUAUGUAGCAUUCGGUCCCAAGAACACUAAUUAUAAUUUUAAAUUAUCAAUAAGAUAUAGGCUUAAAGUACAGUAGAUGUUGAAUUUCAUAUCUCUUGUAAGAUUCCCUAUCUAAAGAAAGCAACUACUUGAUGCCUUUAUUUUCUUUUUUUUUUUUUAAUUCCUAUGAACUUUAUAGUCACUUAUAUUUCACCUUUUAAGAGAUAAAAGCAGUGUUUGAAUUUAUGGGAUGCAAAUGGUGUUCGUGUCUAAGGAAAGCAAUACUGAGUGACAAGAUUAUUGGUAAUAAUUCCUCUGUCUCAGAGAACAAGUCUAAAACCUCCCUGUAGCCCUCAGUUCACGUCCGACCACCUCAGAGGAUUUCUUUGAAGCCCCUGUUGGUGGCAUCUCCAAAUGAUGUCCGUUGAUCUGCGGCUAUGCCUGGGACUGUCACUACCAACAAGUCUGGGUUGUACCGCGUCUUGGCUUUUUUCCUGUUUGUGUAUUUGCUUGUCAUCUUUCAUAUAUGUCUGCCCCCCACAGAAGUUUGCCAAAUUAUACUUCCUUGGGAGCCCUGCAGUUGCUCUCAGAGAUCUCCGCCUUGACUCUGUAUUUCUCUCCUAACGCAAGGCUAACUGAAUUCUGUGCUUCUAUCAUGCUACACUUCUCAGGGACGUUAUAUAAAGUGAACAGCUCUCUGUAGAAUCAGUAGUAUUAUCUGGUGUGUGGUGACAUCCUACAGGAGCGAGCCAGCUUCCCAAAGAGUAUGCUGUGUGUCUGCAUAAUGGGAUUAUUUCUGGAAGUGGCUCCUUUGGCCCGAGAUGUGCACCCCCUCUCGAAACACAUUUGGGUGCUUUAGGCAUUUUCAGUGUGCUUUGCAGUCAUUUUCCCUCAUUAGCCACUCAGUUGUGGUUUUGAUUCUCUCUGAUACACAGAGACAUUCGGCUACACAGUGGGUAGGAGGUAGAGGUAGGAAUGAGAACCCCAGGACAGGGACCAAGGCCCGGUUUGGCCUCUCCUUGGCUACUUUCCAUUUUGGACAGCCCAUUGUUUUUCUUUGAUGUGUGGAGUUUAAUUGCUUAUCUCCAAACACAAGGCUCGAGCGGGUGGGAGUUUGUGCGGGGAGAGCCAUUUGCCCUUUCCUGAAUGAAAAAACCUGAGCAUCAUUCCACAGUCUAUUUUCCACAGAGAACCAUGCUGUAAGGGUGGUACAAAAAUGUUAUUUUUGACUGCCCAGUGUUGCCCAGGCUUGGCCCUGAUUUAUCUCCUGACCUCACAGUAGCCUCUCGUGCCCGCCUGGCCACAGAGCUUGAUUAUUUUGUAAUUUGAUCUUCACAGGGACUCCAGCUCCUGGCCCGCUCCAGGCAGCAGAGUGUGGCAGCAGGCCUGCCCACUCGCCUCAGCUUCUAGCAUCACAUUCCGCCUUCUCGGCGCUUCUGACAUUGGCUGCCUACAAAGUUCAGAGAAGCUUGAAGUCAGCCCACAACAGAGGGAGACAGAAAAGGAGCUUUUAGAAAGCUCGGGAAUCUUGGUCUCAUAUGUGUCUUCUCUUAAUAGAGUCAGUCCCACAACCCUGAAUAUCUCUGGCUUUCAAAGAAAAAACUUUAAGUGUCGGACAGUUUUCAAAAAUCAUUUUUCCAACUUGAACACUAUUUUUAGAGCUAUCAGGUUUUAACUAUCAACUUUUGUACAUUUCCGUAAUAUGUUAAGGCUCUUCAGAAAAGAUGAGGAAAUCCUCUUUUUCACGUCUUUUAGCGGCCGAUUGUUAUGGGUCAUCAUAAUUAGCACAGCACCCUUCUUUCCUUCAGCCAGAUAUUUAUAGGAGGAUGAUACUUGUCAACAUCUUUAUGAGAUAACAUGACUGCAUCCUGUUGGCUGCAGAAGAAAAGCACAGUGUGCAGCCUGGCACAGUGACAUGACCUGGAAAAUUGAGAGCCCACACCAUUUUCAUUUCCUUCAUCCAGCAAAUUUUUGUUCACCGCCAAAAACGUGCAUUCCCUCCUUUAGGCACCAAUGAAACAGCAGCGAGCUAGACACAACCCCUGCUCUCCCUGGGCUUAAAGUUUCCUCUGAGACAUAAAAACUCUUACACAGUAAAUCUGUUUAGAAGCUUUCAGGAAUUACAUUGGCCAAUUCCAAAUUUUGUUAGGUGUGAACCAGAAACCCUGAGAAUUGGAAACGGCUUUGGAGUAGUUUGCAGAGCCUCUGUCCUCCUACAGUGAGGAAUGCCCUCCAUGGGGUUUGUUCAGGGGAGCGAACAAAAUAUGCACUUCAGGUUUCAUUGUUCAUAAGUGAGGAAAUCAUGACCAUCAGUUAAGAUACAAUCUAAAACCUAGCCAAAGCUCCGCUGAAACACUUCGGUUUUCUGACGUUAUCAUUCAGAUGUUCAGUGGACCAGCAAGAAAGCUUGGAAAAUGAAGCAUAAACAAUGUGGUGCUGGUUUGCUUUAAAAUCCCUAAUAUAUGUUUUGUAAACAAAGCUUAUAAAAGUUAGUACUCUACUAAUUAAAUAACAAGAAAGAUUUUAUGACUCCAUGAAAAGCCAGAAUUUAAAAUGCCUUCAGGGGACCAGGUGCUGCAGUGACAUCACUGGGUGUCACACAGCUUUUUUUCCCCCUCGAUACUUGUAUUUGGUCAUAAUGGGAAGAAAUUGAUUCCAAAUGUGUUUUCUUGACCCCCUUCUGCAUUCGUGUUAGUGCCUAACCUUAAACGAUGUUUCUACAAUCUCGGUUGUAUUUACAGUAAUUAUAUGCAUAAUGUAGCAUAUUAUUGUCCAGGCUUCCUGUUUAAUCAGUACAGAGCUUCUUACAAGUGCAACUGAAAAGGGCAAACAAAAUUAAAGCUCUAUAUACCAAAACAAGUUUGAUUUGCUAAGCUCCCAGCAUUCCAAAGUACACAAAUUUGUUCCACUAAGUUUUCCGAUGGCUUGCAGAUGGGCAAUGAUUAAUCAGAGAGCUAACUGUGAAGUAGUUUGCAAUUAAACUGGAAAGCUCUGAAGCAUGCUAAUUGAAUCAGAAAAUUAGAGACACUGAACAGUAAUUGGCUAUUUCUCAUGCAGCAGGUGCCAGGCCACUCAUCUGUGGAACAAGGUAUUUAAGGCACAUUAGCACUAGUAAAAAUACUUCUUGAUAUGGAACAGUUAGAUUUUCUGCUCAUUUUCACCAUGGAUGUCAAAACAUACAGCUGUGCUAUCUGGUACUUGCAAUUCAUGUUUGAAGAAUUUAAGUUAGGUAAACAUAUGGGAGAAAAUGGUGGGCAACCUCGAAGUGCACAGGAAGCAUUUUAGCAGUGAAACCAAAAAAUGAGGGGCUGAGGUUUUGUUUUCUCAGCUCAAUCACUUUUGCUUUCUUAUCAUCCAUAUUUAGAGGUUGAAUUUUCUGUUUAGUGUUAGUUUAAAGCAACAACAGUAUAAAUCUAGUACCGCUGUGACUUUAGUAGAUACAUAAAGCCAAUUCAUACCAUGUCUCAGCAUGAGUUUAUAUCUUCUAAUUAGUACCACCAUUUUAUAGAGCGAGCACACGCUAUGAAAGUUUGUUUGCCAUGCCAACAGGGACCAGAACAUGGAGUUUUUCUGUAGUGGAACGAUCCUGCCGUAGGAUCGUGAACAACUGCAGCCUAACCAAGUGGGUAAUCAGGCAAAAAUGGGAUUUAAUAAAUUAAAUUGUAGACAGUUUCAAAAAAUAAUAAGCAUUUUCUUAUUAUCAAGGGUGGGGCGUAUGACUUCUGUUGCUUUCAUUAGAGUUCAGCAUUGUUAUUAGAAAGUGAAAAGUAUAAACAAAAAUAAAAUAUAUACUAAAUUAUACUGUGUUGGGGAGCAGAAUAUUACAAUAUCCACAUGCUAAUCUUAUUACUUAGCAGAUGACUGCAGAAAAGAGCGAGUUUGAAUCAAGAGACAUAAAUUAUAAAGUGUAAAUUGUAAACAGUGCAUAGGGGAUAUGUUAUAACUGUGUCUCAUUUAAAUUAAGGCAGGGAGUUUUCUCCACACAAAUAAUCUCCUUCAUUAAGUUUUAAAGUUUCCUUUAUAAGGUUUUAUUAAGAACAUUUGGCAACACGUUACCAAAACAGGUUUUAAGUUGAACACGUAGUUUUUUAAAAGUACGACAUUCUACAAACAUAACACGUGAAGCGCUUCUUUUUCUUUUCUUUAAGUUAAAGCAAAAACUCCUCUUUGGCAGGCCGCCUUCCCAAGUCCCAAGAAACCAUGUGCGUUUUGCUUUCUUUCCUUUGAAAGCAGUUCUGAAACAUUUACAUGAUCAAUGUCUUUUGCUUGAGGGAUAAAGUUUGCUCUUCCAUGGACAAGUGAGAACAUAUUGAUCAUUUUAUUCUAUUUGCUAUUUCUAAAUUCAAUAUACCUCUUGAGUCGAUAAGCGAGAUGGAGAGCAUAUUCUUUUCUGUGUGUGCCUGGUUGUAGCUUGUUCUCAAGAUCCAAGAUACAUUUUUGAUUAAUCACGAAUGCUCCGAGGUCAUGGAGAGCAAACGUGUUUGUGGAGUGUCAGCUGAUGCUGUCAGAUAAAUGUCUUAAGCUUAGCCAGGGUUCAUGCCCCAGCUUUAGGCUGUGCCGAACGUCCCCCCUUGUUGAGGAAGAUAACAGCUACACUGGAGGCGACUGAGCUGCUUGUCCACUGAAAGGGCUGACCUUGCCAUGUGGGGCUACAAUCAGGUGAAAGAAAGAGUGUAGAUGUUUUAAUUGAAACUUUAUAAAUUUAGACUUCUGAUUUGAUUCAGAUGAUCCUGGUAUCUACUAACUUACAUUCUAGGCCUUAUAUCUGGUCUGAUUUUAACUGUCUCUUGAGUCUUUCUGAUUAGACUCUUUAGGACAAACGAUUUCUCCAGUGUUGCUCUUGGUGUAUUUUGGGAAUAUUUUAGCACUAUCGGUGUGUUAUUGAAAUCCUGCAAAGACAUGAAAAUGUUUGUGAGAAUCCUAAGGGAUACAUUUCUCUUUGGGUGUGUGUAGUAGAAAUCACUCUUGCUUAGCAGUGUUUUCAAAUCCACUAAACAAAAUUAUGAUCUGGACAAAGAGAGGUCACUUGUGUUAAUGACCCUUGUCCAUGUACCCUCUUAUCUUCAGAGGACUCAUUUAAUCACAUUUACCCCCACUUACAGUAAUUUGUCUUCUUUUACUAGACAGAGUCUAUAAAUAGGAAAUAAUGACAAACCUAUACUCACACCUGGAGAAUGCCUUGUACUGAGGCUUUCUCUAUUUGAGACUAAAGGCAAGUGGAUUGAUCAUAUGGUGAUGCAUAAAUAAAUGAGUUCUCUGUGGGCUAUUUGUGAGCAUUCGCUGCAAAAUAUAUUUAAAAAAAAAAAAAAAAAGCUUCCUCCCAUCGUAUUCCAGUUUGUUCUUUUCUCCAAAGAAGCUGGUCUACUUUCCUCUCAAGAAGUUCAGGCUGCCAUGGGUAAAUCAUCAGUGCUAAUUAGACACAAUAAUGCUGUUUUUAAAAAAAGAAAGAAAGAAAUAACACAUCUGUCACGAACUCCCACCAGAUCUCUUGGAAAUGAGACAUUUUAAAUAUUUUAUGCUGAACACAAAAUAUCUUGAGGAAAUGGUUUUAUAUUUUGUAUCCCAAAACAAAAUCAUCAGUGUCAGCGAGCAGUGCUGCUUAAAAACAUUCCGUUUUAAAUUAUUUCAUUUAAAAUUCCCUCACACUUGAAAUGUAGAUUCUACUAGCUAUAUAUAAAAUCCAGAUUGUAAAGUAGGAAAGCUUAAUGGAACGAGAAGAAAAUGAAAGAUAUUCUAUUAAUUUCGAAAAACCUUUCCUUUUCCAAGUGAUACACUGAAGAAAUCUGUUGCAUUUCAUUACCUAGAGAAAACUCUUUUAUGUAUAUUGCUGUUAGUGAACAAGGUGAAUUCUGGCUUGGUUUGACUUGACUUGCUUUAGUUUGGUUUGGUUUCCUCAAUGACUAAAAUUACAAACAGACCAGGUAGUAAUGAGAGGCCAAGGAUAACUUCAUGCUCAAAUGUGAAACUUCUGGGGAUAGGGUUAAAAGAAUCAAAUCAGAUUAUGCCCUUUUAUAAUUUUCUGAAUUAUUUAAAGAUUAAUAAUAACUAAUUCCAGAUCAGACUUGUAAAUAAUGGUUUUAGUGUAAAUAUGGAGUUCUUAAAUUCUCUUUUCUUCCAACUUAAUUACAGUUUACUUCUGGUCUGAAUUUUGUGGUUAGUAUUUCUUUAAGUCUUCUUUGCCCAUCAUCCUUAAUUGUUCUUUCUUCUUUUCCUCAUUAUCUCAAGAAAUGCUUUUUAUGCACUAGAAUAUCAGUGGUGCAUGCAGCAACAUUUCUGUCACUACUUUCUGGAGACUACUGCCAAAAUGUGGUUAACCCUUUCAUUGAUUUGGUUCUCAGUCUCAUCAUGUAAAAAAACAUUGAAUGUUGUCAUGCCCUAGCCAGAUCUAGGAAGAACCUUGGAACUGUUUGAUGUUCAUAUGUGUGUAUGUUGUGUUAUGUAGGAGAAUGAUGGUUGAUCGUGAUACAGCAACAAAAGAUUUUCUUAAGAUUUGGAGAUAAUUCUCAACAUGAUUUAGACCCACCUAUGGAAGGUAAUGGUACAAUAAAUUCCUCUGAAGUAGGACUGACAUGCUGCUCCUCAAACUUACCAUCCCCUUAGCCAGUAAGUACUAUCAUACCUACACACUAACUUGCUCUUUCCAUUGAGGUGACUAAACGUUAGUACCUCUUUAACAUUUCUGUUUUUCCUCAUAUUGUCUUCUAGUUUUAUCCUUUUCUUUUUUUAUCUUCCCAUUGAAAGUUUUAAAAAUUCUUUUUACUUAUCAGAGAGAGAGAGAGAGAGAGAGAUUGCCCCCAUAUACUGAUUUGCUUCCCAAAUGCCUGCAGUGACCAGGGCUGGGCCAGGGCUUAAGCUGGGAGCCAGAAACUCAUUCCAGGUUUCCCUUGUAGGUGACAGGAACCCAAUUACUUGAACCAACACUGCAAAUCCCCCAAGAUUUACAUUGACAGGAAGCAGGAUUCAGUAGAUAGCUGGGGAUAGAACCCAAGUUCUGUGAUUUGGGAUGUAGGCAUCCUUAUCUGUAGGCCAAGUACUAUUCCCCUCUCAUUUAAAGCUUAACUCUAGGGGCAAGCAUUUGUUGCUAUGGUUAAGUCACUGCUUGGGACACCUGUUUCCCAUGUUGGAGUGUCUGGUUCAAAAUCCCAGCGACACCACUCAGAAGCAGAUUCUGAUUCAGUUUCCUGUGCCAUGGGAGGCAGUAGAUGAUGGCGCAAGGAUUUGUAUCCCUGCCAUCCACGUAGGAGCCCCGAUUGAGUUCCAGGUUCCUGGCUUCAGCCUGGUCUAGCCCUGGCUGUUGUACAUUUGGGGAAUAAACCAAGAGAUGGAAGAUUGAUAUUUCUCUCUUUCUCUGCCUGCUACCCCCACUUCUCCUUUCAAAUAAAAUGAAAAUAAUUUUUUUAAUUUAAGAUUUAUUUAUAAGUCAGAAUUAUAGAGAGACAGAGAGAAAGCAAAGAAGCGAGAGCGAGAACGAGAGAGAGAGAGAGAGAUCUUCCAUCCACUGGCUCACUCCCCAAAAUGCUGCCACUGCUGUGGCUGAGGCCAGGAGCUUCUUCCACGUUUCCCAUGUGGGUGCAGGGGCCCAAGGAGAUGGGACAUCUUCUGCUGCUGUCCCAGGUGCAUUAGCAGGGAGCUGGAUCAGAAGUGGAGCAUCCAGACUCCAACCAAUGCCCAUAUGGAAUGUUGGAGCUGCUGACAGUGGCUUAAUCUGCUGUGCCACAGCACUGGCCCCAAUAAAAAUUUUAACAUAAAAAAUUUGAGUCUAAAUGAUCAUUUAUAUCAGUGACCAACCAUGCGGUAUAAAAAUGAAAAGGUCUCAGUAUAUUAACAUGGUAUUUUUCUGAACCUCUUUUUCAGUACAAGAUCUUGUUUGAAAAUUUGAGAAGUCAUCUCAAAAUUUCUGGAAAGAAACAAGUACCACAGAUCCAAAAUUUCUUUCUAUAAGUCAAAUUUUGUUUCAUUUUUAAUAACAUAAAAACUGAUGGCAUUUUCAGUUUCUUAUUAGAGUUGCAAAUCCUACUUUUUGUUAAUCAAGUGUUGGGACUGGUUUUGAUCAUACAUAAAGAUUUUUUAAGAACAUAAGUCCCAGCUCUUAUUUACCACUUAGAACAAAUUCUCAAAUAACAUUGAAAUUCUACAUUAGUUCAGUUCAUCAUCCAAGAUUACUUUUUAACUAAGAUUUUCAUCUUUAUACUUGACUCCACAUACCAAAAAAAUUUAAUGCUGAAGUUUCUGUUCUGCUUCUUUACAUCCUAAACUUUUUUAAUUUAUUACAAAACUGACAAUAAAAUCAUUAUUUGCAAUUUUUACUGAGUAACAAUCGAUAUAAUACUUAUGACAUAUAUAACAGUUUAUUUUCUCAGACUAAUGUGGUUUCUUCAAGUUCCUGGAAGGUGUGAAAUUACCAGUGCUCUGUCAGACAGAAUCUAUGCAAAAUGUGUUGUUUAAGGGUUUAUGUUGCCUGCCGUUAAUGAGGAAAACAGUUCAUCAUUGCUAGCAUGUAGUCAGGGUCAGCAUUUUGUGUAUCACAAUGGAAGUCCUGGAACAGUGGUGUUCGGAUCCUCCUGUGACGAGCCAAACUAACCUAUUCUAAGAUCAUUUUCCCUUUCUAACAGAAGCACUUUCAGCCAAGCCCAAGUGAGAACAAAAACAGAGAAUUAUUUUAAACAGUAAAAUUGCCCAUGGAAGUAACCUGGCACUGUUAAGUGGACACUCACCAGUGCGUUUUUGUACGUAACAGAGUAACAGCAACUCUUGAGUCAGUCCCUGUCUAGACAUUUCCAAGUACAGAAAUGUACAAGAAACAUUAUGUUAGUAAUCUCCUGUUACUCAUUAGGCAAAACUAAAUACAACAUGUAAAGAAUGAAAUCAUGCUCUUCACUGUCCCUGUGUAUUUUGUGGGACUUUAACUAAUCUGCUGCUUUUCUCCUAGACUUAAUGAUACAUUGGCAUUUUUAGUAGAAAUACCAGGAAUGAUGCGUGGUCCUGAAUACAGUGAGCCUAUUUCCUUUGCCCUCGGGAAAGGCUCCUGAAUUUAUGUCUGACUUGAGGACUCACAAAUUGCUUCUUUGUUCUAGGCCUACCCAAAAAGAGUGCUCCUGUUUACUGAAUAGGUGGAAGGCCAGGUCAGCUCAAGGAUGUAGAACAACGAGAUGAUAGGCAAGGGCAUGGAUAACUGGAGUCCAGGUUUCAGCUUUGUUGCAAGUGCCAUGGGCCACUUGAGCUGGGGAGUGACAGUCCCUGUUUGAUAGAGAAUGUGGACUGGUAGGAGAGAAAGAGUGGAACCAGCUGACCACCCAGGAAGCUGUUGCAGUAGCCUAGGCAGCAGAUUACGGUGGCUUGGACAGUGUGGUAAGGUGGAGAGGGGAAGAAAUGUCCAACCCAGUCAUUUAGAUACAGGAAGCGAGAGGAUGGCAGGAUGAAGGGUGACUCAUCGAUCUUUGGCCUGAACGUCUGGGUAGUGUCAUUUACUGAGCUGGUCUGGAAUAGGAAUCGGUUUAGGAAGAAAUACCCAAAUAAAUAUUGGCAUUUACUCAUGUUCUCUUUUUAUGUUUAAAGGAAAUAGUCUAGAGAUCAAAGAGAGAUUUUAGGGUAAGAAAGAAAAAAACUAGAAAAUGCAUGACUUUAAAAAUUCUCUUUCACCAAUUUGUGAAACUUUUAGCAUAACCUAAAAUUUACUUGAUUAGAAUGUAGGGCUCUAACAGCAUGUAUGAUCAGGAUAUAAGACUCAUCAUUGACUAACAUGGGCUACAUGAACCCGCAAGGUCAGCUCGUUUUGACCAAUGCAGACUUCAUUCAAAGCAUGCAAAGCAGCCACUUUACAGUUUGUGCGGUUUUUCAACAUGAGAAUGAGCACAUAACUUGAAAAUCAACUUCUGGCUGCUCUUCUUCCAAUCCAACUCUCUGCUAAUAGCUUGGAAAAGCAAUGAAGAUGUCCAAAGUCCUUGGGGCCUGCUCCUAUGUGGGAGACCCAGAAACAGUUCCUGGCUCUUGGCUUCAGUCUGGCCCAGUCCCAGCCAUUGCAGCCAUUUGGGGAGUAAACUAACAGAUAGAAAAUUUUCUCUCUCUCUCUCUCUCUCUCUCUCCUUCUCUCUUUAAGUAGCCAGGAGGCAAGAGCUCCUUCUAGAUCCCCUACAGAUGCAGGAGACCCAAGCACUUGGAGUGUCUUUUGCUGCUUUCCCAGGUGCAUUAGCAGGGAGCUGGAUCAGAAGUGGAGCAACCAGUACUCGAACCAGUGCUCAUAUGGGAUGCCAGCACCAUAGAACAGUGGUUUAACCCACUGUGCCACAGCCCAGCCCUGAUAACUCUUGGUGUUAUUAAAUGGCUGAGUAGCCCAUUGCAAAUAGGUUUUCUCUGGUCAGCCCAUUCAGACUUGACCAAAGUGCCCUUCAAGCCUGGUUCUGGCAGUCAGCGUGAAGAAGAUGUGACCUCAGAUAUUCUUCCACCUCCAUGGCAGCAGUGUUACCAUUGUAGUGUUCUGAUGCACCGCUUCUCAGCCUGUGGACUGAGAUCUAAUCUAGUGUUCUGAUGCAGGUGUGUGAAAACUCUGUCCGUCAGUCACUGAAUUCCAGCACAUUUGAAAGAGGGGACUUUUCUGCGUGUGCUGAACAUUUUGUUAAUUUGUGCGCACUUCUUAGGUGCCGGGUUGUCUGCUUUGACAGACUGGUUUUUAUUUUCAUUUUGUGUGUGGUAGGGAAGGAAAAUCAGGACUGAGUGGCUGUCGUAAGAAAAGCUAGACUGGGAAGGGACAAAUUUGGUAUUUUACUUCAAAAAUGCAAAGAAGGCAGGCUUUUAAAGUGAUAGCCCCCAUCAAUUUCAUUUAGAUAUUUUGCAGAAAGUACUUUGCAAAGUUCCGAAAUCCCUAUUCAGACAUUUUGAAUCACAGAUUUCUGUGUGGGUAUCAGCUUGCUUCCCUGAGCAGCCAGUUUCCCCCAUGGCAGAUCGACAGACCCGGUGGACUAAGUAGAAGGGAUGUCUGCACUCUGUAUUGACCAGUAAGCCAUCCAUUGUCUCUUUCAUGGUCUGAUGAUCAAUAAGGAGGGAAGUGGAUGAAUGAUAAGACAAGGAGAAAAGACUUUGAUAAGAAGCUGUUGUUAUCAAAGUGUAAGAGUGGAGAAGAUCAAAAUACGGCCUGAGAUGAAGUUGGGGGAAUAUCUCGAGGUGUUAAUACUCAAAAACCAAAACCAGGGGGGGAAAGCAAUUAAACAGCAGCUUAAUGCAUUGGGUGAAAUUGGCUCCAAUUUUCGUUUUCUUCUCUGGCUGCCCGUAUGGUAUUUUGGAAAGUUCCUGAUUUCUUUGUCCUCAUUGCCUUAUAAAAGCUUCUGUCAGCCAAGGUCCUGUUCCCAUUCUUUUGUCACCCUAAUAAACGAGGACUGUCAUCUCAUCUGCUUUGCUUUUACAUAUCAUAGUCCUUUUGGCCUUCAAAAUAAAGUGGCAAUAACUUAAAAUAUUUUUGCAUUGCUUUUUAAAUUAGAGUAACUUUUAAUUACCAAGGGAAAAAAAUACUAGUAGAAAAAGAAGUUGAGGGGCUGUGCUGUGGCUCACUUGGUUAAUCCUCCACCUGCAGCGCCAGCAUCCCAUAUAGGCACCGGGUUCUAGUCCCAGUUGCCCCUCUUCCAGUCCAGCUGUCUGCUGUGGCCUGGGAGGGCAGUGGAGGAUGGCCCGAGUGCUCCCUGCACCCGCAUGGGAGACCAGGAGAAAGCACCUGGCUCCUGGCUUCGGAUCAGCGCAGUGCCGGCCGUAGCGGCCAUUUGGGGAGUGAACCAACGGAAGGAAGACCUUUCUCUCUGUCUCUCUCACUGUCUAUAACUUUACCUGUCAAAAAAAAAAAAAAAAAAAAAGUUGAGAGACUGAGAUUAUGAAAUAUUGCAUAAAAUUAAGUACAACAUCAUGAGCACUCUGAUUUAGGUGUUCUGUACUCCUCCUCCAUCUAGGCUUUGUAACUUCACAGUCACUAAGAAUGACAUUGAAGCUUUCUUGUCUAGUAGUAAUGAAAUUCACUUUAAGUGUGCAAAAUCUGUGGUAUGAAUUUACCUAUAAACUGGCUCAAUAAACCAAUGAAUGUCACUAGCUGCAUUAUGGCUUGACUUUGAAAAAUGCAUUCUUAAGAAUUCUCAAUGGCCGGCGCCGCGGCUCAACAGGCUAAUCCUCCGCCUAGCAGCGCCGGCACACCGGGUUCUAGUCCCGGUCAGGACGCCGAAUUCUGUCCCGGUUGCCCCCCUUCCAGGCCAGCUCUCUGCUAUGGCCCCAGAGUGCAGUGGAGGAUGGCCCAAGUGCAUGGGCCCUGCACCCCAUGGGAGACCAGGAGAAGCACCUGGCUCCUGCCUUCAGAUCACCUCGGUGCGCCGGCCACAACACGCCGGCUGCAGCGGCCAUUGGAGGGUGAACCAACGGCAAAAGGAAGACCUUUCUCUCUCUCUCUCUCUCUCUCACUGUCCACUCUGCCUGUCAAAAAAAAAAAAAAAAAAAAAAGAAUUCUCAACAGCAGGCAUCUGUCAAGAGUGAAUAUCACAAAGAGAAUGCUUCAAAAAGUUAUAGGAAACGGAAUUAAAGAUAUGUUUAUUUUGGUUCAAAAUAUUUUGGAAUCCAUACAUGCAAGGGGUCUUCAAAAAUUUCAUGGAAAUGGAUGUUUUGAAAAACCAUGUGUAUUUUAACAUUGUAAGCCCCCUCAUGUGUUGGGCACUCCAUGAGGUUGUGGAUAUAUAGAAGUGGACAGUGUGAUUCAUGCCCACUGGAAGCUUAGAGUUUAAGGAAAAUACUGACUUUCACUUCUAAAACUACUAAAGUGGCAAAGGUGGGAAAUGAUUGGAGCUACUGAGAGGACAAGGGGGGUCAUAAGGGGUGUCAGCCUUGAAGAGGAAGGCAGAACAGAGGGAUGCAGUUGAAAGUGUUAAAAAGGAACUCCUAUAUGAAAAGGCAGAGAGAAAUGAGCAGGAUGAGAACCUGCUCACUGCCAGAAAUGUUGUAUUUGCAGCUCAGCACCAAGUACUGAUAAGGCUUAAAUGCUGUACCUUCUGAUUUUCUGCAUUUUCUCAAAAUAUGGAUUGUGAUCUGGAGUUUACAUAUGCAUGUCUGGACUCCAAAGAAAUAAAAAUUAAUAAUUUCCAUUUAUGAACCACAAAUUAUAUACAUCUCUUACAUUUACAAUUCAUGCAUAAAAUUUGCUUUUGUGAUCUUGAUCUAUCAUUGUGUUGAGAGUCCAUGUCAGCAUUUGCUGACAGUAUUCUAUAUCAAGAUACCCCACCCUGAAGUGAAACUUUAAGGGAAAUGUUCUUGGACAGUGAGGUGGUUUUUUUACUUUUUAAUUUUAAAAAGUAAAUUAAUUAUUAUAAGUAAAGUAAUUAUUAAUAUAACAGAACAGAUUUCAUAGAAACACUUCUAAGAACAUUGUAAUAUUUCCCUCCUUUCCCUCUCUCCUUUCUCCUUCCUUCCUUUCUUCUUUUUCUUUUAAUUUUUGUAAUAACAUACUCUCAAUUUAUUUUAUAAUCACAGGCUUAAUGCUCAACUAAAUAUAGUGUCCAAAAGUAAAAAGCAGAAAAACCACUGUUCCACAGGAAUAUAGAUAAGUGCUAUAAACAAUAAUCAAAUAGUAGGAUGUCAGUUUUCACUCUUAACACGGUUGUUUUUAUUUUUGUUCUUGCUUUUGUACUCCAUAUAUUAACUACCAAGGAUCAGAGAAAACAUGUGAUAGUUGUCUGUUUGAGGACUGGCUUAUUUCACUAAGCAUAAUGAUCUCCAGUUGAUUCCAUUUCAUUGCAAAAGACAGGAUUUCAUUCUUUUUAUGGCUAAAUAGGAUUCCACAGUGUAUACAUACCACAUAUUCUUUAUCCAGUCAUCAGUUAAUGGACAUCUGUGUUGUUUCCCUAGCUUAGCUAUUUCAAACUGAGUGGCUAUAAACAUGGAGGUACAGAUAACUUUCAUAUGCUGAUUUCAUUUCCUUUGGGUAAAUUCUCAGGAGUGGGAUGGCUGGAUCAUACAGCAGAUCCAUUUCUAGGUUUUUGAGGAGUCUCCAUACCUUGACAGUGAGUUUGAACCAAAUUGGAAGGAAGUAAGGAACAUCCAUUUUUGAGUAGGAAGGUAGGCAUUCCAGGGGGCAUAUAUGCUAUAUCCUAUAUAUGCAUAUAUUCUAUAGAAUGUGGCCUAUGGAGGUAGUAAUAAGGGAGUAAAAAAUAGUUUUGUUGAUUUGGUUAGCACCUGUCAUUACUUAGGAAGUUGCAUGGAUCAUCUUUGGAAUGGCCUAUGAACUCUAAUUUAGUCAUAAAUCUUUUCUCUGGUAAAUGAGCUAGUACAGGCAUUGUUCAUGUAUGUCUGUUUAAAAAAACCUAUAGCACUAUGUAUUUGAUAUGUUGAUGAAUUUCCAGAAGUUGAGCAAAGUACAAGGGGUUCUGGUUAGAGAAGAAUACAGCCUGUGCCUGCUUUUCUGCUUUACAAGUUCCAUGGUGUAAAAUGUGUACCCAGUUUUUCACGAGCAAGCCUUUAUAAAAAUCAUCCUGCUUUACUUCUCAUUAUCAAAGUGGGCAGUGUACCGCCCGUAUGGCAUUCAUGUGAACUGUGAGUGCUCUGAAUAAGGUCGAGAUGAAAGGGGAUCCUUGAGUCUGCAUUUAUUAACAUGGAGGCUGAAAUCUUUAAAGAUACCUACCCAGGUAUCUUGUGUAAUCUCCUAUCAGGAUUGUAUCUGGGUUGCAGUUUGUAUGACACUACCUGUUUUGAAUAGGAGAAAGGCUCAUUGUUACUGUCAGGCCUGUUUUCAAACUAAAUAUGCAUCUAGUCCUUUGUGGCUGCCAUUUUUAUCAGGCAUUCAAAACAGCUUCCCUGUCCUGAUCUGCCAUUUUCCUGCAAAUCACUGUUUCACUUGUAUGAUUGCUAGUGAGACAAGCUUAGACUUCACUGCCUUUCCCUCAGUAGCAGAGAAAAGAAACGUCUCUGCAGAGAAAGUUGAUUCAUGUGUAAAUUAUCACUUGGCCUUUAUUUGCUUGGCCUGUGGAGAGCACACAUGCAGAUAAAAGGCUCGGUAGGUCAGGGCUCAGUACGUGCAGGUUUCUCUGGUGGCCGCAGUGACAGCAUUGGAAUUGUUGUCACAGAUUAUCAGACACGCUAUGAUGUCUUAUCAUUAUUUAUUUGCAGUUUCUCUGUAAAAUAAACUCCAACGCAGAAAAUGCUUCUAUAGUAACAGAGCACCCCAUGUACCUGGCCCCUGUUUAUUUUAUCAGCUCACAUUCUAAAUAAUAAAAAUUGGCUUGGGUUUCCUUGAUGUCCAGGCUGGGUAUCGUCAUUUUUCCGUCGUCAGUAUUUCUGUCUCUGGGCUGUCUCCUUCUCUUUCUUCUACUUCACGUUUUAGCUCCUUCAAACUUGAGUGUUACCCAAGUUUGCUGAGUACUACCUUAGCAACGUCUCCUAUCAAUCAAGGUAGAUGUAAAAUGCUGUUUUGGAUAAUGGGUAGCAACUCUGAGCACCGUGUGGAAAUUAGAUAUAUAAAUUGCAAAGUCUAUUCUUCUGUGACUCAUUUGGUUUUCUUUAAAGUGUAACAUUUCACACAGACUCAGUAUUAACUUUACUAAUUUUUUUAAAGAUUUAUUUUAUUUAUCUGAAAGACAAAGUUACAGAGAGAGGGAGAGACAGAUCUUCCAUCUGCUGGUUUUCUCCCCAAAUGGCUUCAACAGCAGGGGCUGGGCCAGGCCAAAGCCAGGAGCCAGGAGCUUCAUCCAGGUCUCCCUCAUGGGUGGCAGGUACUCAAGCUUUUGGACCAUCUUCUGCUGCUUUUACAAGGCCAUUAGCAGGGAGCUCAAUUGGAAGGGUAGCAGCCAGAACACAAACCAGCACCCAUAUGGGAUGCCGGCGUUACAUGUGGUAGCUUUAGCCCUUAAGCCACAGUGCUGGCCCCUACAUGUAAGUUACCUUUCAUUGUCACAGAGGCCUGAAUAGCAAGGGAAUAUCCCUCUUCCAUCUCCUUUUCUCUUUCUUCUUCUUCCACCACUGAAGCCAUCGGAGAUCUGGAAGGGGGACAGUCCCACAAUGCGGUAAUAACUGCCCUGAGACAAGUCUUCCCCUGUGUGUCCACCCCACCCUGCCAGCUGUGAUGGCCUGUUUUCUUUCUCAACUUCCGCUACACUGAAAUAACUCACUGAGCUUAGCCCCACGUAAAAAGAAAAACAACUCGUGGGAAACUGCUAAACCAGGGUAAAGAGAAUGCUUCCAUACCCCUUAGUCCCAAAUGGUAGCUAUACAGAAUAAUCCGAGUAGAAACAUUCGUAUUUUAGCCUGUAGGAGAAGUUUGGCAGUGACAGCCUAGUUAUUGAUCACUUGAUUGACUGCGUCAGGUGUGGUUUGGUUUCAGCCAGGGAGGGAUCAGAGAAGGCGCAGUGGCAGGAAGCAGGGAAGCUGCAGGAGAGUGGCUGAUGGAGUCGGCGUGCAGGUGCUGUGUUCUGAACGAGUCCCCUCCAAAACCCAGGUGCUGUGAGUAGUGUUACUGAGAGGUGGGGCUUAGGGGAGGCAACUGGCAAUGAGGAUGGGGCCCCUCUGAGUGGCAGUAGGUGCCUUCUAAAACUGAUGGAGGGAGUUCCUCCAUCCUGCCCUCUGCCUUCCACCAUAGGGGGACAGCAGUCCACCCCCCACCCCGGAGGAUGCCCCCCCCACACCCCGACAGGAACCUGCCCAUGGCUCGAUCGUGGACCCCUCAGCCUCCCGAGCUGUGAGAAAUGAAGUUCCCCUCUUUAUAAAGGACCCGGCCUCAGGUAUUUUGUUGCAGCAGCACAAAACAGAUUAAGACAGUGGGGUGAAUUCAGAAGAUGACAUUAUCAGAGAGCAAGCUGGCUCAACUCCGUCGACCAUCUUUCUACUCACUAAGGCCUCGGGAGGGAGGGUGAAUAAUCGUAAUGAGGAUUAUCGCCUCAGUGCUCCUAGCACUCAGGAAUUUUAAGGAAGUCAUAAAAUUCUGCUUGUACAUUGGUAUAAUUGAUGUCUUACUGAAGACAUGUAGUUAGGUGUGUGGGUGUGUAUAAAUACAUUCAUAUAUGUGUGUAUGGCAUUUAGCAUACAAAUAUAACACUUGAGUAUAAGUAUCAACAGUUGUGGCAAUUUUCCUAAGAAUUUAUCUUAUGCAUCUGUGUUGAGAUAUGCUUGCUAUAAUUAUGACAAUUAAAGACAUUUAAAAGUAGCAAACAGAUUUGUUUUUAUAUAUAAUAAUUUAUUUACCUUGGUAGCUGAACUCAAUACAGUAUCUCCUUUUGAGUUAACUUUUAUCCAGUGGGGUGAUCUGUUUCAACCAGGCCCUUUUGUUUAUAGGAAGAGACCCACUCAGCUAACUCAGCCCCUAAUACUUGAAAUGAAUUUAUAGUUUGUCUCUGAAAGAAGCUCUUUUUCGAAGAUUUGUUUUAUUUUUUGAAAGGCAGAGUGACAGAGAGAGGAAGAGACAGAGAGAGAAAGAGAUCUUCCAUCUGCUAGUGCAUUUUCUAAAGGGCCAAGGCUAAGCCAGGCUGAAGCCAGAAGCCAGGAACUCCAUGAGGAUCUCCCAUCUGGGUUACGAGGGUCCAAGUAUUUGGGCCAUCCUCUGCUGCUUUCACGGGCGCAUUAACAGGGAGAUGGUUCAGAAAUGGAGCAGCCCAGCUGUUGUGACCAUUUGGGGAUUGAACCAAGAAGAUAUCGCUCUCCCUCUCCCUAUCUCUGUAACUCUGCCUUUCGAAUACAUAAAUAAACCUCUAAUUAAGAAGAAAUAAAAAAAAAAAAACUGGAGCAACUGGGACUGGAACCAUGCUCAUAAGCGAUGCCUGAAUCACAGGCAUUGGCUUAACCCACUGCAACACAGUGCUGGUCCCAAGAAGAUUCUUAUGUAAGAACUGAAUUCUAUACUGAAAUUUUAAGGUGAGUCAUUAGACUUUACAAUGUAGCUCUAUUGUAAAAUUAAUCUGGUAUGCAUUAUUGUGAGCAUGUUCAUUUUCUUGUGACUGGAGAGUAAAUCAAAAUAAGGGCCAGUGUUGUGGGGCAGCAAGCGAAGCCACCACUUGGAAUGCUGGCAUCCCAAAACAGAGUGCCAGGUCAAGUCCCAGUUGCUCCACUUCUGAUCCAGCUCCCUGCUAAUGAACCUGGGAGAUCGGUGGAAGAUGGCCCAAGAGCUUGGGUCCCUGCUACCAUGUAGCAGAUUUCAGAUGGAGUUCCUGGCUUCUGGCUUUUGCCUGGCCCAGCCCCAACCAUUGUGGACAAUUGGGGAGUGAACCAGUAGAUGGAAGAUGGAUCCAUCUUUCUCUCUCUCUCUCUCUCUCUCUCUCUCUCUCCCCCCCCCCACAUAUAUAUAUAUAUAUUUGAAUACAUAUAUAUAUUUGAAUUUGAAUAAUACCUCUUUUCUCUAAAGUCCUGCUCACCGUUCUGUCUCUAAUGCCUGACUUAUCACUACUGCCUACACCAUUGUUAAGUGAUUUAGUUAAUAAGUGCUUUAUCCUAUAAGAAUUGAGUGUUUUAAAUUAUAGGCUUAAUAAUCUUCCAAAGACCAACUCUCCUAGCACAUCCCCAUUUUUGACAGUGACAUUAUCCACAUGUGUCACAGAGGCAAACUCUGACUAAUCCCUCUCUCUAACGUGCUGGCAGUCUGCCGGUUUCAUUGGUUCUUCCUUUCUUGGUAAAUUCCUUCUACUCACACACUGCUCUCCACGUUAUUCCAGCCUUUCUCACAUCCAUCUAACUGAUCUCUGUAAUCUCUCACCUACUAUUGCAUUCUUCCUAAAAAGCAGAUUUCACACCAUUUUCUCUAUGUAAAACACAAGCAAACAAACCAAAACAAAAUGAAAUCCAAACUUUUUUGUCCUUCACACUCUUGUUCCUGCUAAGUCUCUAAUCUAGGUUUUCUACGUGAAUUCUCAUUCUGUCCAAACAAGUCCAACUGUUUUCCGAAUAACUAUGAGCAUUUCUGCUGCUCUGUUCAUUUCUCUUGUUGCCUACUCAAUAGCUAAUUCUUCCUUCUCUUUCAAAACCUACCUCAAGCUCCACCUCCUUUGUAAAGCUGCCCUAACUGCUCAGUCUCCAGUAAUCACUUUCUUUUAAAGGUAGAAGUUGUAUUAUGUACACCAUUCAGCUGAACUUCAGCAUACACUACCUUGCAGUAUUUCUUAUCCUCCUUAUAUGUAUACUAUGGUAGUAAAAAGUAUCUGCAGUCAGACUGCUGAGGUUCAGGUCCUGCCUCCACAUGUUAGCAUCUGGCUAACUAAGCAAGGUACCUAAUCCCUGUAGAUUUUAGCUGUAUCUCUAAAAAAGGGGGACAAUAAUAACAUGUAUACCCUAUGAUAAUUCAGUAUAAUGAUGCAUCUAAAAGAUAGUGAGUAUUUAUAAAUGUCUUCAUAGAGUUUGCAUGAUAUCGAUUAGCCAACUGUUUUUAAAAUACCGUUUAUAUGCUAGACAUUAUACAAGAUAGGAACAUUAUAAAGGGUUAAGAUUUCUUGCAAGAAAAACACCUCUAUUCUAUCUCACAAUUAUAUUUUAAAAUCCUUACACUGCACUCACUCAAAGCAUAUAUAUUUACUGAUUAUCUGCUGACUUCAAAACCCUAUGCCAGGCACAAAGAAUUACAGGGAAAUGAGGUGGAGUAUGAAAAGGGUUUUGAUAAAGUAGGAGUAGUUAGAUGCUGAGGAAGCAUGUAGAUAAGUGAACCAGGGAGUGGCUACACCUGCUUAGGACAUAUUUGGAGAAAAGAGACUCCUUCAUCCACAUUGAGAGGCCUUGACCUUCAGCACCAGUAUAGCUAGAGUUGCUGCCAUGGUGCUUUGCACGUGGUGAAAACUCAGUAAGUGUGCCCUGGCAUCAGUGAGCAAGGCAAUGGUGAUGAAGUCUUCAGAGCACCACAGUUUCCAGGCUCUCUUCGGAGCUGUCAACUUUAUUUGGCUUCUUCAUUUCUUCAUUUUCGGCUGAAUGAAUGCCAGAAAGUCUUUUUCAAAUUUUUUUCCUGCCUUCCUGAUCAAGACUUAGAUAAUGUCUGCUUCUUUUGGUAGCUAAACAUCCUCCAAACUCAGCUUCUUGCUUCAGUGAGAAGAUAUUAUGGUAUUGCCAAUGGAAACCACUUCACAUUUGGGCAACAUCAUGAUGUCUAAGUGGCUUAGAUUCAAGUUUCAGAAUGGAUUCUGGUUCCUGCACAUUUGCUGUCAAAAACCACUUUAUAGGAGCCAAACUGUGGAACCCUUCCAAGUGUUAGGCACUAUUAGAAGUACCAUUAAAGUACUGUAGAGUUUCACAGGAUUAUGAAAUUCUGAUAUUUUUAACAUAGCAUAUUCUAUGGUACUUCAUGGAAUUUUCAUCAGCCCCUUGUUUCUGUCAUGGGGCUAAAGGUAAUUGAACUCCUCAUUUUUAAAUAGCAUCACAGAGUUGAGAAAGAACUUUGGAGUUGGAACUUCUGCAAAAAUGUUAUACUGUUUCAUACAACAGUGAACAUACAGAACAAUUCUCUUGUUUUCAAGUGUAAUUGUGAAGGAAAACUUCAAGAAGACAUAAUUUUUUUUUAUUUUCCUGUACUGUGUAUCUCAGUCUCCCCUCCCAGUGCCCUGUCCUUCCUUACUCCCUUUGGUCAGCCUGCAGGAAAGAAGACAUACUAAAACAUUACCAUCAAAAUAAAGCUUUUUCUAUAAGAACAGAAACUGUUUAGAGACAAAGAUAAUUGGCCACCAGCCUCUGGUAUGAUAAUUACAUGAAUUUAGCAUAAAAUUUUUCUCAAAGCCUUCCCAGUGGCUAACAAUAGCUUCCUCACUUGAAAAGCAAAACUAUAUAACUCAUGUGAAAAGAUAUUUUUCUUCCAAUAAAUAUCAAAUAAAUCACCACAUUUAUUUAUAAACAGUUACUUUUGAGAUGAUUUAUGUAGUAUCUGUUUCCUCCAUUAGAAUAUAAACUCAUUGAAGGCAGUGACCACAUCUGUUUUGUUAACCACCAAAUCGUCAGCUCCUUGAAAACAAAGCUGGUUGAAAUAAAAUGCCAUGGAUUUGUAUCCAAAAAUUAUGGACCCCAAAAUCAUUAUAAACCAUAUCUUCUACCAAAGUGUUAUGUAAGAUGCAGUUAGCACUCUCUAUAUUAAUUAUGCACAUGAUCAGUAAAAGCCUAUAACAACAUUAAAUCAUGACUCCAGGCUCAUUUAGGAGACCCACUGAUUUUUAUUACAGUUUACUCUAAAUUUAGUAUGGGGACAUUUAGGAAAUGGAUAAUUUAAAUGUACCUUACACUUACCUCUUCAAUAUCAUCGUCUUAACCACAGUUUGGGCAGGGGCUGAAUGUUAGAGAACUCAAGGCUCAGAUCUCUGAUGAGAGUCUUAAGUGACCAUAUCUUGUGUUCUAAGAAAGAUACUGGACAAGCUGAUAGUGCAGUUGAUAUUCCAUUGGAAACAUUAAGAAGCCUAACUUAUUGAUGGCAGGCCAUUCAACCCUCACAGAAUAAAGAGUUGUAGAUAACCUUGUACUUGUCUAAUGUAGAUAAUAGCUAUUCAUUUACUGCCAAACAUACCAAAAAUAGGAACCAUUGUCUUAAAGAAAACAAUACAAAUUACAUAGCAAAUAUAGUUACUAUUGUUUUUAGCAGAAGAGUCUCUGCUAGUUCACUGUGCUAAGGAACUGUGUAAUAGAAAAUGCAGUCUGUAGGUAAAAUUGGAAGGUUAGUAAUGUAAUGUCAUUUUCAUUAUAGGCAGAAUUUAUGCUUCUAAAUAUAGCUUCUCAGAACAUAUUGAAAUUUCAUUUUAAUGCCACUUACCAUAAAGUACAAUUGGCAAUAAGGUAGGUGAAUGUUGGAUCCUUCCAAGGGACAUUGGUGCUGUAAUGUCAAAGAUGAGAUGUGUGUCGUGUUUUUCUUUACAUGCUGGCUGCUUGGCAGCGUCUUCUGUAUACAAUGUAUUCAGGAAAUGUUUGGACUAAAAUGAACUGAGCUCUUAUAUGAUUAUCACUCAACCUGUAUUCUUCAGAAUGUCAUUGUGUUUAGACUACAAGUUCCUGAAUUUUUUUAAUUGAACAUCUCUUUAUUGGGACUUAAUUAUCAAAACCAUUUUUUGGUAAUACAUCUUCUGUUGAUUGCUUUCAAAGUACAGGACAUGUCAGUAAGACUAAAUGUGUCUAGAAGGAAGGCAGGAAGGUUUCAUGGAAGUUACACCCAGCUUCCUUACAAACAUUGGACUGGUAGCCUGAUGCACUGGUUGUGCCAACAGUAACUGUAUCCCAGUUUCCCACUUCUAGUACAGCAUUUCAGAGAAUAGUAGCAGACAUCUAACAAAUUCAAAAGGAUGCAGAUUGCUUGAUGUUAGCUGUGGUCUAGUGGCGUUGCUAUUCAAUUCAUCUUAUCUCAGAUCUGCAGAUAUUGGAGUAUUAACUUACUCCUGUGUACAAUUCCCAGUCCUCUCUCUGACAUAUAGAAGUCACACUCCCUACAGACAGACGCUCAUCGUCCAUACCCUUCACUCACACGUACUGAGAUGUGAUGCCUGCAAGGCCACCAACCCUAGCCCACAGUGAGGACAGCAUGCAAAAACAAAGGACCUGCAGAAGCCUUAGCUACCAGACAGAUACCUCUGGUUACCUCAGGUAACCUCUUAUUGAAACACAGAGGUGCACGCAAACUAAGGAUUUGUUUUGUUAUAAUAUAAAUGAUUUAAGCAAGGGCCUAAAUCUGCAUCUCAACAAAUUUCAAAAAUUUACUGUAUACUGUUAUGGAUAGUGUUGGUCCGUAUUUGGGAAAACAGAAAAUAUGUAGAGUGAACAUUUGUGUUUAUUAAUUUUCUUUUUUUUUUUUAUUUGAGAGACAGAGUUU